AUGUCACAGCAGAACACUUUUAAUCCGUCUAAGGUGUUUAUUUCCAUUCAAUACUGACAGUCAAAACUAAAAAGGAAUAUUGGUAAGUAAAAAUAGUGAAAAAUUGACACGGCAACGCCGAGCAGGACAGAUAGUAUUGAAUAUAUCAGAGUUAAUAAAAUAUUUUAUUUUUUAAAUAUUACUAUUUCUAAACAGACAGGGAAAAGUACCACCCCUCCGUCACAAUAAAAAUAACUAGUAAGGGGACGCUAAAAAAAAUAAUACAAAAUAGAGAAGCUCCGUCCUCCUGCUGCUGCCGUCCAUCCAAUUCGAGCACUGGUUCUAGGAAUAGAGGUUUUGAUUACUGAUGCCAAUUUUUUUUUAAUAUAAAAAUAGUGAUCAUUACCUUGAUAAUUACCUCGUAAUUCUUGACCGUCGCCUUUAUCAAACGGUAUUAAUACUACUACUCACCCUCAGAAAAUUAAAUUCCUUUUUUACUAUUACAUACCUACAAUACAGAGUACAAAAUUAUGGUCAAAUACAUUUUUUUUAUACAUUCCAAAUAUUGUUCAUUUCCAGAUUGUAUGGUAAUAUUUUUUUCUAAAAAUAUCGUUAAAACAUUAUUUAAUUUAUAUUCAACUAUACUAUAAGAUACUUGGGUACAUUAUAAUUAUAGGGAUUUUUAAAGUUUAAAUCGGUGAAGUGGAGAACGAACAACUAAAACAUAAUAUACGCAGUAUCAAAUAAUACGACUCGUCCCAUCCGUAUUGGAAAAUUAAAAAUCAAUAUUUUUAGUUUUUUUUGUUUCAGUUUAUCAAAAACAGUGUUUGAUAAAAGGCCGCUUUUUUCAAAGGAACGAAACAUAGAAAGCGUUACUUUAAAAUAAAUAAGAACGUAAAAUAGUUCAUAUUUAUCUUUUUCCUUUUUUUUUUUUCAAUUUUCCAUAUAUUAUAAUAUUAAUAUUUCAUAAAAAUUAUUCAAUAUUGAGUUUCACUGUAUAAUCUCAGCAGCCGACGGAUGUUGGCAACAGUCGACCGCGUAUAACGUGUAGAUAAAUUUCUAAUAUCAAUUAAUAAAUAAAAUAUUUGACAGCGAAUUGAUAAAUUUAUUUUUAAAUUAUUUUUUCAAAUUUGUUGGGUAUAAUUUAUCAAAAAUUUUAAAAUUAUAAAUUCUAACUAUUUUAUCUAAUUUUAACUGAGUCAUUUGAGUUAAACAGUCCCAAAAAACUAAAAAUGCAUAAAAAAAUCUAUUAAAAAUCGUUUAAUUUCACACAGAAUUUUCUAUGACUCCUGAAAACUAAAAUACGUGUAUUAUAUUGUUUCCAAAGCAAAUUAAAUAUUAGUAUUUUAAAAUUAAGAUUAUAAAAGUUUAACCUUUGUACUAAGUAUUAAUAAAAAAAAUAAAUAAAUAAAAAAAAGCGACACGUUUAAAACCUAAUUCAACGUGUUUCUUUUUUUGCAGUAAGGACGAGGAACAGGAACGAAUUUCUUUAUAAAAGAAACUUUCCUAACACUGGGUUAAAAAGUAAAAUUUUGAAAAUAGUUUUAAAAAUAUCUUAUACCACUAUUAUAAAUUAUAAUAUGUAUCCAAUGAAUAAACCCCCUAAAGAAAACUCGUGAUUAAAAAAAAUCCGUCCGAUACAUUAUGCACUGAACAAAAUUACGUUAAAACAUCUAUAUUUAAAACCUUUGUAUUUUUUUAUUUUUUUAUUCUCGAUUCGUGUUGGUGAUAUUUUGUUUGUACGUGUACGUGUGUCUAAUAAUUGUUAAAAUACACAAGGUGCAGGGUUACCUAAAAACGGAUUUUUUUUUUCUUUUAGGAUUACGAGGUCGACCUGUACCUGCGGCAAAAAUGGCAAGACGCUAGGCUGCAACAUCCCGAGAUCACGGAAUCUCUAGACCUAAACGAUCCGAAUUUGGUGAAAGCCAUCUGGAAACCGGAAGUGUACUUUCCGAAUGCGAAACACGCGGAAUUUCAAUUCGUUACGGUGCCCAACGUUCUGAUACGCAUCAAACCCGACGGCGAUAUACUCUACAUGCUCAGGUAUAUUGUUCAAAUAAAUUGCAUUACCGUUUCGUCCUGUUAACGGAUUGUAAACGAAAAAAAAAAAAAUAUUAUUUUUAACAUUUGCGUGAUGUGGUAUUUUUAUUUACCCUUAAAAAUAUUUGAUUACAUAAUUGUAUAUACUAUCUACCUUGUUGAGUACAUAAAAUAGAACACCGAACAUUAAUUAAAAUUGUUAUUUGUCACCCGUAUACAAAAAAAAAAAAUGUAAGCGCUACUUAUUUUCAACUGCUAUAUAAUUUCCCGAGGUGGAUAAAUCGUAACAAAAAGAUAUUUAGGUCAAUAUUUUAUUGUCGUAAAAUUUAAUAAUUGUAGUAAUAAUUCCCAAUAAUACAUUUUGUAUUUAUUUUUUUUUUUAAAGCAACGAAAUUAAAUAAAUUUAAAUAAUUGAGUCAAACGGCAAUUCGAUUAUCGUAAUAUAUAAUAUAUUAAUAUAAUAAUUUAAAAACAUAAACUCCCCGUAGGUUUUAGAUUACGUUUCUCUGAUGUAUGACACUAUAUCAAAUUCAUAAUAAUACUUUGGAAAAUUAAAUUUUUGUCACGCACAAAUAUUUUGAUGAUAAUAACGAAAUACGGUUCGUAUUAUAUAAUAUACUGUAUACACAUAAUACAGUAUAACUACUAAUAAAUUAUGUCACGUACACAAAGACAUAAAUCGAGAUAAUAUAAACUUCAUUAUAAUAUAAAUAAUACGAGUAAUGAAAAUCUCAACUUUUCGAGAUUUUAAAUUAACCAAAGAGAAACUGUUUUAAGGUCCCGUGUUGCUUAUAUGCCUACCGGUAUAUGCUUAUGUACCUGUACGUUUUAGUGAUAUGUCGAGAUUUUCAUUCGUAAUCCUAUUUUGAAAAUAUAAGUUAUCGAGUGUCUAACAUAAAAUCAUAAUUGAAUAGCUUGUAAAAUGUUAAACGUUAUUUAUACGUACAAAUUAAAAAUAAAAACCACCCGUGAAUAGAAUUUCGCCAUUACCGUCGAAUUUUUUCCCGCCUGAAAAACAAUAAAUAAACAUGUACUAUUUUGCGUAUUACAACUAUACUACUCGUACUCCAAAUAAAUAGUGAUCGACACUCCCAAAAAACCAUUAUCCUUAAUUCCAGAGCAAUACAACUACGUAUUGAAAAUCUCAUACAUUAAUAGCUUCAUUUGGGGUGUUUACAGCUCAAAUAUAUAUGUGACGACAUGCUGAAAUUUCUAUUAUAAUUUUCACUCAACGAUAUUUCAAAUCAGGUACGUGCUUACGGACGAAGAUUAGGUUGUCAUAUUCCCACUCUCCUUUUAACCUUUUUUUAACAUUUAGAUACCAAGUAAUGUAAUAUUAAUUUCUACCUGAAAAUAUAUUUAAUGAUUGCAUACCUUAGGUUACAUAAACAGUCUCAAUAUGAAAAUGUUGAGCACACCACUGUCUUUAUCCAAACCAUAUCCAAACCUCUUAUGUAGGUACUGAUUCAUCAUCCUAUUUUCUCUCUUCAUUCUAUUUUUCUGACUACCGCCAAACCCUCUGGUCCAUACAAUAUAGACGAUCUCACCACAAUCUUGUAGAACUUACCUUUAAAUCUAAGUAACAUUUCUCUUUCUCGUAUAUUAAUUGUUAUCAUUCUAUACUCUAUAGUUAGGUAAAGUGGUUUUUUUAUUUCCGGUAGUAAUCAUUGCAAAUAAAAUCCAAAAUAAAUAAUAUUACAAAUAUUUUAUAACACAUUAUUUAAUUGUAUCUAAGCCUUGAUUGUAAUUACUUAUUUUGUAUUUCAUUUACGCUUUAAUUUUAUGAAUCAUUUUAGCUUCCCAAAAGGUAAAAUCAUAAUCUAUUAUUUUAACAUUUGUCUAAUAAUUCAUGUGUGCAACAAAAUGACAUAAUUUCCGCUGACUAAUAUACAAUUAAACUAUAAUUUAGUAGUCAAAUGAAUGUUCGGGUUUUAAUUCAAUUUUGUUAUUUACAAGACGGCAGUUUUGGAACUAAAAACAUGUAUAAUGAUAAUUAUAAUAACAAUAUAGUAUGUAUAUUUGAAUUAUUUUAAUUGUUGAUACUCCUAAACAUAUUACAGUUAUUAUUACAUAAUAUUGUAACAAACAAAGAACUUACAAGAUUAUUCGUGAAUGCUUCUAUAGCACUAGAAGUAUCUUAUGCAAUUUACUGGUAUUUGAUUUCUACUACAGCUUCGUUUUGAAUUAAACUACAAGUAUCUAUAAAAACAUUUAAAGAAAUAUUUUUAUUUUUAAAAUAGAUGACAAUAAAAAAAAGAUCUACCUAGAAUAACUGCUAAAUUUGGAUCAUUAGAAUCUAUGAUCAACCACAAAUUUCAAUUUUUUUUUUUUAUAUUUUGCUCUGCUUUUUGACGGGUGAUGUCUUCUACUUCUCGUUCGUAUUGUAGUGAUUUUGACUGAGAACAUAGGACGUAAAGUAUUUUAUACACUGUAUUUUUGCAUUAUGUGUUUGCACACAUUAUGUAAAUUUGUACAAAACGCGAUGCUUAAAUGGUAUUUUUUUCAUAAAACCAUUUUUCGUUGUUAUAUUAAUCUCGAGUAUCGAUUGCGAUUUUUAUAAAAUUAAUAUAGUUAAAUUUUAUACGAAACAAUGAUUUUUUAGUCUCCAAUUCUUCUGUCUAUGCUACAACUGCUAUGAGUGGUUCAGCUAAACCAUAAUCAGCAUCUGGUCCAUGUGAACGCGGCUUUUGGAAAAUAAUUGACGUUUAGCUUUCGUGUUUCUUUGAAUCCGUUCAAUAUUUGUCAUACAUUUUUUUCCAAACAUCCCUAGGAAAAAACCAACCCUUUUUUCUUUUUCCCGUCACAUGUUUAUUUAUUAUGGAAUUAAAUAGCUCGAUAAUCGAACUACGCUCAAAAUCGUUUUUCGUUAACAAUGAUUAAUCAUUGGCUACAAAUAUACCAUGUACAUCAAUUUCCCCUAUAUACCUUCCCAACUUCUCACCUACAAUAGUAGCCCACCCAUUAUGAGAAGUAUGCCUAUUUGUCAUUUUUAGUGAUUGAUUUUUGGCAAAUUAUACAGUACAUAAUUUUAUAGUAAUAAAAAGUAUUUUCUGUGUUUUUAAACCAAUUGUUGAAAUCUAAUUCAUAAAAAGUACUUUUAAUUUAUUCAUAACUUAUAAAUUAAUUUAAUAAAUAUCUCGAAUAUAUUCAUCUAAACUGUAUAGAUGUCGAAACUUUAAGAGUUUUUACUUAUUUAUAUUUUAUAUUUCUUGCAUCAUUUUAAUGAAAAAAAAUAUCGUACGAAAUCGGUAAAAUACAAAUGUAGUACUUUAUAAAUGGGAUUAAAGAUUUCAAAAAUAUGUUGAUCAUUUUUAUUUGUCAAAUGUGAAGCGGCCUCAACGCGCUGCAUCGUCUCCUCAACCUUACAUGUGGCUACUUUAACAACCUACCUAAACCCGACAUAUUAGACUAUUCAAGUCCAUUGGAAAUAGUGUUAGAAGUUAUGUCCCGGAAAGCUUAGUAUCAAAACAGACGCCCGGUAAACGAGAGACUCGGUUUCGAUUUCUGGUCUGGCCUUCUGAUUUUCGCACUAUUUUUCGGAUGAGAACAACCCGGUCUAAUGGCUUCCCAAAAGGAAAACCGUUCUGAUCUCUAACAACCGCGUGACAGGCACAGGCUCGGUUGGAUCACCCCACGAGUACGGUCUGGAGAAAAGCAUGACAUGGCCUCUUCAGUAGUAUAAUAGUGGUAAGCAUUUACGGUUUUUCCAAUUUAUUAUGAAAACAGGUGGGAAAAUAAACAAAUUAUCUCCUAAAAGUACAACUCCAGUCAGAUUUCCUUUUAGAAAAAAUGCUACACUUGGAAAUCGGAGCAAUAUUUCUGGUAUACAAGUUUUUUACAGAAAAAAAAGGGCCUUCUUAUUUUACUAACACAAUUCGUAUAUUUUCCUGUUUUUCCUCCAUAUUUUCUCGGUUUUUACCAUUUAUUAUGAUAACCCCUUGAAAAAUUCUCCUCAAAGUACCACCCAAAAAAAAAAUUUACUUCAAAAAAAGGUGCUGCAGUAUAUGUAAAAAAUAAUAGUAAACAUCAUUGUAAAACCAAUACAUUAUUCGCCCAGCAAAAAUCUAAAAUGCUGCAAAAUUGGCUAUAUGAGUAUGUUAUAAUUAAGACAUUUAUUUUUCAAAAACAUGUCUCAGGAGAAUCACACUCUAAUUUUCAAUAUAUUGUUUAUACAAAAUAUAAAUUUCGUCAACGUAAAAAUGAGAAUAUUAUCUGUGUUUAUAUGUGAGCUUAAAUGACCUCAAAUGAGAGCAAUUCUUCCAAAACAUGUUUUUAGACUUCAAAAAUAGAUCUGUGAUGCUACAGAUUAAUAAUGGAUUUGUGGCGUCCUCUUAACACUUUUCCUCUUCCGCAUAAAAUAAUCAAUUUAUGGUCUAUUUCCUUCACUUUUAAAAAUUAUAUAACACUGUUCUGUCUUCCUAAAAUAUAUAUUAAUAACUGCAAGGUCAUAUGCUAACACAAAAUCUAGAAUUCGUUUCCCAGCCUUAUUUCUCUCCUCAAAACCUCCAUGUGCCCUCUGGUAUCUUGUCCUAUCAUAACCAACAUGUCCAUUCAUUUCACCACCAUAUGUCACCUUAAGGUGAAAAAAUAAAAUUCAAACAAUUAUUGCGAUAAUAAUAUGUCUCACUUGUCUCACUCGCAAAGCCACCACUAAAAAUCCGUAGCUUUAUGAAAUGCACAGUUUUAAUUUUAACUUUUAAUUGUUAAAUAUUGAAUUUACAACACCACGGUUAAAUAGUGUAUACCGAAAGAAUAAAAACAAAAACGUAAAUCUAUCGUAAUAAAAUAAUAUCUUCAUUCUGCUUGUUUUUCGAGCUGGCCACAGAUAUAUAAAACAUCAAUAUACCCACCCCAUAGAUUCAUGAGCGGUUCUAGAAAAAUCGUACAAUUAAGUUAAAAUCAAAAUAUCGUAUUGUGUAUCGUUAUUCCGCUCGGUACCUACCGAAUAAUAUGUUACUCGGUAGGUAUACAUUGUUGUUGUUUAAAUUCUGCAUUAUAUUACAAUGCGUACAUAAUAAGUAGGUGGGUACUCGAACCAUAAUACGGGGUGCGUCCUUAAUUUAUUAUCCAUAUAUUAUUAUCAUAUGUAAUAAUAAUAAUAAUAAUAAGUAACUAGGUACCAGGCGUAUACCACUCGCGUAUAUUAUGUUGAGCUCUCGCCCUUGUAUUAAUUCCGCAACGUUUAUCAACAUUCCAUUAUUGUUUGGCGAACAAUAUUGCGUCGUUUUGUCCACCACACCGCUUCAAUGUGAUUAUUGAUAUUGUUUUACUGAACGCCGAUGCGGGAUAGUUUUCGGGGAUUCAUUUCGAGUAGAAAUAUAUUCGUGUACCGAGUAGGCAUAGGCAACUUCCCGCCGCCAGCCGAAGUCACGUCAGCAACGAGUGCCAGUUUACAUUAAUCGUUUUAUUAUAAUCGGUUUUACUACCAAACAAUACGUACAUUAUGUUGGGAUUCUGAGCGGUUUUACUAUGAUGGUUUACGAUGUUUUUUCUAUUUUUACGAGAUUGUUUUUUGUACAUUUCUAAAAUACAUUGCUCAAAAUCAUUUUUCGCUAGCAACAGUUUAUCGUUACGUACUGGUAUACAUUAAAUUACUCAGUAUAUCUUAUUCCUUUUGACUUCCUUCCUAAGACAGUGGCACCCGUCAGUCGGUUUUUUUUUUCUAUCCGCGUUAUCAGAAUACUUGCCCGAAUAAAAAAACCUAUCAACGUGUGCGCGUCCCAGUAGGAUAUAUUUUAAUCUUAUUGACAGUGCAAUCAGAAGAUAAUUUUUAAAAUGCCUAAUAUGUUUUCAUACCACUCUGUACGGCUGUACUUAUUUAUACCUAUCUCAAAAAUAUUUAAAAAUCGGUCUCAUUCAAACUUCGAAUUAUAGCAUUUAGACAAAAUAUAAUUUGUAUAAUGCAAAUCCCUUAAUUGAAUGGAAAUGUUUUAAAAUAUUUUAUCACGAGUUAUUUUUCAGGAAUAACGUUUAAAUAUUAAUUAUUUUGUCUGGUUUGUACAAAACUUAAAACUAUUGGCACGUAUAAUAUAAUAUAAAUAAUGUAUACGGGGACAAAAACCCAAACACCAGUGGACACUAUUUCGAACCGCGUAUGGUAACUUUUGAAAAUUAUCUUUAAUUUGUUAAUGAACAACUAGUUCAGCGUUAAACUACUAAAAUAAUACAUUAUUUCGGUCGUUAUUUUUCUUACCAUCGUUUUUCUACCGUGGCUUAAUUAGAACCAUUUACUUCAAGGUUUACUGCUUUGACACAUUUAUUACCCGCAUUGCACUAAUUUUAUUUAGAAAACCACUUGACCUCCGAACGAAUCUAGAAUAAUCGAAAUAAACGAAAAAUAACACCAAAAAUAAUCUCACACAAUAAAAUUAAUCAACUGAUUUUACGACAACGCAAUCACUAUUUUUUUUAAUCAAAAUUCUGUGUAAACACUUGCAAUUUAAUUCGAAUACCAAAUACUCAGAAAAAAAGAAAUGAUACUAGGGACGAGUGUGACCACUGUUGUAGGUAAGUAUUUAGAAAGAUGGGACAAAUAAAGUUAUUUAAUUAAUACCAGUAACUAACGAAAAACGAUUCGAAGCGAAAUUUGGUCAUACAUAUUUUGAAAGGAGGUACAUAAUAUUUACGACUAUUGUCAAAAUGUAUAUUUAAAACUUUUAUAAAAAAAAUGAUUGCAUUAAACUCAAAUUUUUUUUUUUACCACUUAGUAAAACUUAUAAUGAACCAUCUAUCAAAUUGUCAAGCAUAUCUGUUAAUUCAAACAAUCUCCAAAGUACCGAACAAAUUAAAUUUACGUAAAAAAUCUCGUAAAAUUAAAAUGUCUAUAAAAACUCAAACAUUUCUUAAAUUUUUUUCAAUAUUACCAUGCCUAUAAAAAGCGAAUAUAAAUGUUCUGUCAAAAUUUCAAGUCUACAAUUAUUUUUAACAAAAUUAUAUUAAAAAAUCAAAAUUUAAAAUAAUAGAAGAAUUAUUUUGUAAAUUUCCCCUUAAUCUCUACGUAUUUUUAGUUUUGCUCAAUAAUAAAAAAACGACUCACACUGCUUAGUCACUUACUAGAUUAAAAAUAUAAAAAAAAAAGUAUGUUGUUUUUCUUUUGAAGAAAUAUUCAUGAUAGAAAAUAUAAGCCGUAACAUUGUUAAGUUAUGAAUACGUUGUGUCGUAAUUUGAAAAAAAUCUUUUUUUUCGACUUUAUUGGUUUUUCCAAAUUAUUAUGAAAACUACUUAAGGUACCAAAAAAUAGCUUUUUUGUCAAUGAAAAUUAAAAGAAAUAAAAUCAAUCUCUUGUCAUUUUUCAAUUAAAGCAAUGUUUCUAUAUUUCUGGUAAAAAAACAUUGUGAACAAAAAUUAAAAUCAACGAAAACGAGUAACACUGAGGUGUGCCUUAAAUAUUUGCCAUUUUACCUAUAAUUUUCCUCUAGAUUUUUCCGAGUUAUUUUGAAAACCUCUUAGAAAAUGGUCUCUCUAAUACAUUAACUAGAAAUAAUUUCCCUUUAAAAUAGAUAUACUUUAUAAAUACUUUAUACAUCGGAGCAAGAUUUUUUUCCAAAAAGUUGUUUAAAACCAAUAGAUCCCUCGCUGCGCUCCGAAUCAAUAAAAGCUAAUACUGUUAACGAAUAUAACACUGUUUUGGUCAGGAAGUUUAAAGAUGUAUAGACUAAUUUAAUUUAUACCUGUACAUAACGAUAAACCAUUGUUAAUAAAAGCGAUUCUGAGCAAAGUAUCGGUAAUCUUAUUUUUUUUCUUGUUAUCAUGAUAACUCAAACCUAAAAAUAUUGGUUUUACCGAUAUGUUAAAAAAUCUUCAAGAAAAGUUUCAAAAUUAUCUCUUCAUUGCACCAAUUAGUUCAAAAAUACAAUAAUAGAGUUCCAAUAAAAUUUUAAAAUUAGAGCAAGAUUUCUGGUAGAAAAGUCGUUAACAGACACAAAAAAUAAACAAAAUAUUUUUAUAUUCCUCACUUUUUUUAGAAUCUAAAACGAGUUUUCCGCGAAUUAUUGUUAAAUCAAUUUACAUUUAAAAAACUUAAGAGAUUUCUAGAAGACAAAAUAGAGUACCUAUAGCCAUCUAUUAUAUAUACGAAUAGACACCGAUGGUUUUAAUUUUAUAAUAUUAAAAUGCACAAUGGGAAAUAUUUAAAUCCAAAUUCAAUCGAUAAAAAAUAGUAUAUAUAUGAAAAAGAAAUAUCUCAAAAUUAUUCAAGUUUUAAUAUACAUAAAUAAGCUUGAAGUGUCCUAAAAAAAUAACCAAUCUGUGUAAACAAACACAUUUAAAAAUUGCGCAUUGUCGUUGGGUUUAUUCGGGGCUGUGCGAAAAUAAAACCUAUAGUUACAGGUACAUAAUCUUAUGAAGAAUAAACUUAACCGGUGUCCUACCCAUCAAUAAAAAUGUUAUUUCAAGCGAACUUUGCAUGGGUACAAUGCAUGCUAAAAAAGUAUACAUAAAUAUUAUAUUCCUAAUUCCUAUACAAUAAUAUUAUAUAAUAUUGACUUACGUAUAUUUUUUUUUUAUUUUUUUUUUUUUUUGAUAUUGAUUACCACAAUAAACGCAGCAUGCAACAAAAAAAAAUCAAUAAAUCGUAUACAUAAUAACUCACAACAGGAUGAAAUACACAGGGUGAUCAUCAUAACGUAAGACAACGGAAAGUAUUAGGUAAUUGUUUUCGAAAUUUGAUUUUUAGAACGUUUAAGAAACAAACAGCUCUAAAAUGUUACUAUUUCCCAAUUUUUAUUUUCAAAUAGCGACCUAUAAUAAAAAUUCCAAGGAUAUAUAAAGUUUUUGUUUAAAUAAAUUUCCAUCUACCCGUUAAUAAGAUAUACAACUUUUAAAUCUGGAUAGGAUAGUAGAGUUAUAGCAGAGUAUUGAUUGUGAUGUACGGACAAAAAGGCAAACUUAGGAAGAAAAACUUAAGUAGAAUAACUCAACACCGAAUUUCAUUUUGACUAAAAACUUCAUCUAUUUAUUCAUAACAAUUUUAAUACAUGGUUGAAAAUCGAAAAUCGAUCAGAAGCCGUUAGACAAUGGUUAACCUCUUAAAAUUUGGGUGACACAAAAUAACGGACAUAUGUAACCAUUUUAAAGCUUAUUUUUUUUGUUAAACGUUCCAAAAAAUAAAACGUAUUCCAAAAAAAUUAACACUUUCCAAUGUAACGAGUGUCUUAUGUGUUACGUCGAUCAACCCUGUAUAAUAAUACGAUAAUGCAAUAACAUCAUGUACCGGGUGUGUUUAUCAGUGUCUCGUGUACGUCCGGUAGUGUGAUGGAAUAAAAUCGUGCGCUAUUAAUAUUUGAAUUUUCCGCCGAGCAAUAAUAUAAGAAACCGUGCCGUUUGCAAACAUAAUGCGUCACGCGACGUUUAAAAAAAAAAAAUAAUGAUACGUGCGUCGACUCGAAAACCGUUUUCGUAUUAUACACGACCCGCGAUAUUAAUAAUAUUAUAGACCAGCACGUGUGUUACUACAUUAUUAUAAUUAUGCGUUUGAUAAUACUCUUUUAAACGUUUAUUUAUUUUUUUUUUCGACGGUCCGGACCGAGGCGGAAUUUAUCGAGUAUGUGAUAUUAUUCCGAUCGGACUCGUUUUCAGGCAAACGUUUUUCUCUCGUUGAAUAUCUUCGACCACCACGUGUUCGCGAUACGCACGUAUAAUGUUAUUGUUUUUUUUUUCAGUGUUUUUCUAUGAGGACGGAACACCGAUCUAACCCUCCCCGGUUUUGUGGCCGAGCUUAUAUAUAUAUACAAAAUAUACCGACCCGUAAACAAUACACCGGGGAAAACCUUCACACCCCCCUCCCCCGGUCCUAAACACACACUCACACUUCAAUGAGCCACGACGGUUUUCCAGUUCGUUUUACCGACCGUCGUCGUCAGUCGGUUUUUUUCUGUACUCUGUGUGUGUGCGUAUGUAUUUGUGUGUGUGUGUACGUGCGUGUGUGUGUGUAUGUGUGUACGUGUAUUAUUUCACCGUAGGCGGACCGAUACAGACCCGCGUGAUGAUGUCAAAAUAAUACGCGCACGCGAUUUUUAAAAUAUAGAAACCCACUGCGGCCGGCGCGUCGGCGGUUUUCCGUCGGGACUUUGUCGUCAGUGACAUAUGCAGGAGGCCGAAAUCCGAUCCGAAUCGGAUGUACAUGCGUUACCACGACAAUUUCAAAACUCCGUAAUUAGAAAUUUGUCGUUUCGAAACUACGGCGACAUCGAAUUAAAUCUAAUUUUCUCAGAUUUCCCGGAAACGGCGGCGGUGACUCGUUGUUUAUACGACGAGAUUUCUAUAUUUUUGUCCGGAGCUCCGACACACGCGCAGAUUCUUGAAAAACAAAACGAAUAAACUGCGGAAACACACUUUCCCGAUUGCUUUGCGUAGUUUAUUGUAUUCCGAGUAGACCACUUUUACAAUUUUACAUCGAUAUGUGCUGCUUUUUUCCCGUCAAAAAGGACUUUGGUGGGAGGGAUGAGGGGCAAUGAAAAUUGUUUUUCAAAAUUCAGACCGCACACUUUUUAGAACGGCAUUUAUACGUACUAUAUUCUGAUCAGUGGCGUGCGAAGGGGGGAGGUUAGGUGUUAUAUCUUACCUAUUGGCUUAAAAUACAAGAGUAAUAAAAGUUAUUUAAUGUCGAAAUACAUUUAUUUCAGCCAAGUUGUGAGAAAAAGCUUGAUAUAUUGCUUAGAAAUUGGCCUUUUUUAGGAUCCGGCUUUUAAAUUACCAAUUUCUACAGUCAAUUUGGGUAGAGAAGACGAAUUUAUAAUUUAUUCAUGAUUCCUAUUUGCUACAUCCCAUUAACAAUUCCUGGGCACGCCUACAGAUACCCGGAUGAGACGUCAUAUUUUCGAAAUUCUCAUUAAAUUUCAUUAUGGUUUCAAUAAGUUAAAAAAAGAAAUAAUUUUUAAAAAAAAAUUGCACGGACUGUCAAAAUAAUCUCUAUUCCGCAAAUCAGUUUGGAGAUUUUUUUUCUGAAUCAAAUGAUUUAUCCAAUAAUUUGUUUGCCAAUUUCAUUUAUGGUUAUUCCGGAAAGAUAUUUUUGAUGGCGACAAAAUCUAGUGAUAAUCGUCAAUUAGGUGUUUUACUGAAAAACGGUGUAGCCGCCGAUAUUUUAUUACAUUAUAUCACAUUGGCCACGAGUAACCAAAGAGUGAACACGUAUAUCUGUUUGCUUUAUGUACGAAACCGUUAAAAUUCACCUUAAACAGUAGAUUAAAACGAUCGAUAUAACUGGUCCGCAACGAAUUAUUUAUGUACGCUUACAAGUUGGGUAGAGUAGAUGAGAUAUUCCGGUAACUAUCUGGUUUUAUGAUAGAGAGCAAUCGGAUUUCACGAACAUUAUGUUAUUAUUUUCAUUAUUCAUGAAACCACAGAUAUCCCCACGCUCGAUGUGUGUCCGCCCUUUGUAUAUAAGCCGGAGUUCUUGUUGUUCGUGGUGUAAUUAUCUAUUAACUUUAACGCGCGGCUUACCACCUGUGCACACUCGUGAUAAACCUUACGAAGCGGUCAAGAGUCCGCGACUAAACUUUUAUGUUUAUGUACCUUAAUUGACCGGACUCGAAUUGUAGGAUUUGUCCAUGGUUGGAUUGUGAAACUACAUUAUAAUCGUACAGCUGGUGACGUCUCCCCUGCCACCAAAAAAAAAAAUUAAAUAUUUUCAGUCAAAAUAUCUUGGUUGGUAAUAUAAUAAUACAAUAUACCACUGAAAUUUUAAUAAUAUUUUAAGAAAUUAUGAACGGGUGAUGACGUUUUAACAUACCUAUAAUCGAUAAUUAACCUAGUUCCCACCCCAGAGUUAGAUGUAUCCUUACCCCUCGUGAUUGUCAUAGUCCAGACAAACCAGUGCACCAAUAUUAAAUUGGAAUAAAUAGAUAAUAUGUAAGACUUAAAUAAAAUUCGUACGGAGUCAGGUAAAUGCAACUACUUUCUAUAUAAAUAAAAAAUAAAAGAUUCGCCACACUGUGACUGCGGGCAAUUACAAACAGGCAGAUUAUAGAACAAUGUCCACAAACAAAGUAUAAUGGAGGUUCAAUUAAUCUCUAUAAGAGCGAUAAAACUCAUAAAUCAAAUAUUAUAGUGUAAUGCAUAUCGUAAUAUCCAAAAAAAUAUUCUCUAUUCGAAUCUGUGUUAAAAAAGGAGGAUUUCAAUUUGAAAAACAAAAUUAUAAAUUAUAAAGUUUAAACGAUUCCACGCGAUGAUUUAAAAAAACAGAAACCAAAUUCAUUUAAAAUCCUCUGGGGAAAUUGCUGGCUCAAAAUAAAAAUCAUUCUGUGACCUGUAUAAUAUGUAUUACGUAAAAACAAUACACAAUUAAUAACAUUUUACCUAUUUGAACUAUUGGUGUAUUAGUCAAGUAAAUUAAUGCUAUUUGUAAAUAAUCGUGACGAUAACAUUAUAAAAAAAAAAAAAAAAAACAUUAAACCACACUAUAAAUAAUAUAUUUAUGUACGAAAAACCUAUAAUAACGAAUGGCCAAAAAAUCGCCAAUUUCUAUGUCGUAUAACUGACAUUUAAUAUGAAGCACAGGCUACAUUGGUUGCACCUGUAAACCAGACAACGAUUCUUUAUUAGAAGUCUCUAGUGCUGCACACUUUUCAUAAAGGUAUGAUAGAAAUUUCGUACAUUCUGUCUCAAUGCAUAAAAUUGUUUUGAACUUUGUUCUCCUGUUUACCUUUCUGACACUCUAUACACAAAUAUUUUAGUAACGUUUUACUUUGUUGAAAUUACGAACCAUAUCCUACCGUACCGCUAUACGUAUAGCUACCUACCGUAUGAGGUAGAUUUUACAUAGGUAAUGCAUAGGAACAUUUUCUCCGUCAUCACAUAUAAGUGCUAUAAAAAACUCGCAAUAUCGAAAUCGAUGAGAUAAAAACACCGUCAUUCUUCGACACUAAUAAAUAAAUAAAAGGGCCAUUAAGUUCAUAAAAUAAAAUGAAUAUUUUAACAUAGAUGACAACGACAGAGAUAUUGUACUUUAUCUAAAUACAAUUUUACGUAAAACCCCACACAUUUUCGAGGUAGACGCUCAAAUUCAAAAAAACAACUAAAGAAACAGUACAUAAUAUAAUAGUUGGCCCGAAAUAGUUUUCAUUUUUCGAUUUUUGUACAUAAAUAUUUGUAUAAAAUAGCGCGAGUAUUGAAAUGGUACAACUUUUUCGAUUUGAUAGCAUUUUAAAGUGGUUUUAUUUCAUAAUUUUGUUUUUCUGAAAACUACGUAAAUGUCAACAUAAUCAACAAACCGAAAAUGUGUUAGGUAAAAAGAUCGGCCGCUGGACAUGGUUAUUGGAUUCGAUCACAAACGCAAACUAACACAUAAAUCAAAUAAAAUAUAUAUAUAUAUAUUAGCGUACCUACAGAUUUUACAUUUUUUUUUUUUUUUUUUGAAAAUAAAUAUAAAUUUAAUGAUGCAGUAAUGAGGAAACAUCGGAGUGACAUUUGAAUUUCGGCUGUUAUCGUAGUUAUACAAAUAUUUCGUACUACAUAAAAAAAAAAAAAAAAAAACGGAAUCGUAUGAUUGCCUUCGUAAUAUACUUUUCACAUCAAAAAAAGGUAGAUUCGAAAUAAGCAAUAUUUUAACGAAAUCUUUUUUUUCAAAAUAACGUUAUUCAAAGUCAGUCAUCUGUUGUUUUUCUUAUUAAAAUGUACGAGUAAAACUCAACGAAAUUUAUCGCGUUAAAUGCGUUACUCAAUAAAAAGAAAUAUUAAUAAUAAUAAUACAUACUUAUAUAAAAGUAAUAAUUCAUAUUUAUUACGUUAAUAUUUCAUUUAAUUGUUUGUACAUAAUAAAUUCAUAUAUAUUAUUAUUAUUAUAUGUAUAAUAUAUUAUACACUUUGGUUCUUUCGUGACCGUGAUCCAAUAAUUCAGAAAAAAAAAUAAUAAUAAUUGCUUACUACGAUGUAAAGGUCAUUUGAAAAACUAUUAUGAACGUUACCCAUUUUACUAUUAUGUGACUUAUUAUUUUUACCGUUUUAAGUGCUCCUUAAAGACGAGAAUAAUGAUUUUUGUAUAUAAUACAAUCAAAUAUUAUACGAGUCGACUAUAUUAGAUUAUCAUAUUAAAAUCCCGAGUCAUUAUGUAAUAUUACUAAAACCCGUUAAAAAUAAAUUUUAAUAAAUAAAUAAUUAAAAAUACUGCAUUAUGAUAUUUGAAUAUUAAAAAUAUUCGCAGUUAUUAAAAUGUUAAGUCUAUAUACCACAAAAAAAGAAAAAAAGUAUAAUAAUGCGUAUAUUACGAAUUUUAUGUAUUAUAUUAUUAUGUGUUGUAACAAAAUAUUAACGGGUCUUUGAAAUUAAAAAAUUUGCGCAUUUAAAAAACGACAUAAACAAAUCAUUACUUAACCCGUUACUUCAUGCUGUGAGCAAGUCACAGUGGUAGACGAUGGGUAAUUGGGAAAGUGGUAUAUAUAGGUUAAUUUGGUUUAUUUAUUGUAUACGCAACGAUAUAUCAUUAAAAACGAAAAACGAUUCUAAGUAGAGUACGAUAGUACGAUUAGUCUCGUUUUAGGUUCUGAGUGGAACGAAGAAGCAAAUUUACCAAAGGUUACUAAUCUACCUAAUCCAGAAAUAAAAAACAAAAACGAAAAGUGGAUUGGGCUAGAAUAAAGACUACGGGGUGAAUUGUUGAAAAUGUCGAGAAGUGUUUCACAUAACAAUGUCAGUCGAAAAAUCUGUACCUUUUGAGGAAAAGCGUAGGAAAAUCUACCUGCUACCGAAAACUAACCGAAAAAGUGUUCUCCGAGAUAAUUAAUAUACGUCUUUGUAAAACUAAUAUAAUAACGCUUUCGUUAUAAUUCUACUGAGAAUCUAAAAACGAGUAGAGUUUUCGCUUACGUCUGCGGCGUGUAUUUACGCGAAAACAACGUUUACCUAAUUCGUUAAAACCAUUUGUAGAUAAUAUACUGUUAUAAUCAUAUGUACACAGAUUACGAAUAUUGUAUUUUGUGAACCGCGAGUAAACGAAUGGAGUUGUACGAGGGUUAUUCGCGCUGCAGUCGGUAAGAAAAAAUGGUUAUAAUUUUCCAAAAGUAAAUAGCAAUAUAUAAAAAAAAUAAUAAUAAUAAUAAUAAUAAUAAUAAACGUGUAUAUAAAUGUUUUGUAUAUAAGAGCAUUAAACACUCUGAAUGUUUUCGGGGUAUUAUUUUUAUAUUUAUACAUAUAUAUGUACACAAACGUUACGGUCGGUCUUGAAUAAAAUUUCGGUUUACGUUUUCCUCGUUAAAAGAAAGAAAAAAUUGUAAUAAUAAUGUAAUGCGGCCUCGCGUCCUUUUCGUAUAAGACUACGACAUAAUAUAAUUACGAAACGUAGUACAAUAUUACAGUGUUUCGGCCGUUUCGGGUUAUAAUACAUUAACACCUCAUACAAUAUUAUUCGUUCUGUGAUUGUGAUUUUUACGAGACAUAAACGAUAUUUAAUUAUGUAUAAUAACAAUUAUUAAUUACAGUUUUUAGUUUUUAAACUAAUCGAAUUAUUACGCUUGUUUUGUUUCUUCCAGAUUAAAGUUGACGUUUUCGUGUAUGAUGGACCUAUCUAAAUUUCCGCUGGACAAUCAAGUCUGCACGAUGGAAGUAGCCAGUUGUAAGUACAGUGUAUUGUGAACAUUAUUACAGAUUGCUCUAAAAACACUUUUUGGUCGUUGUAAUUUCCCAUUAAAUAAUCGAUAUGUCGUAAAAUACAAAGAAAAAUAAAUGUUUAUAACUACCAGUAAUACGUUCUGCCAAAAGUUUUCAAUGCACUAGUGACAAAAAUACAAUAAUCAGUUACGAUUAUAAUUUUUAAAAAUUAUAAUAAAAGAUAAACCUAAGCUAACGAAAAAAAAUUCUGAGCAAAGUAUAUAGUGUUUUUUUCCUUGUUACCGAGGUAACCUAGAAAUCAACACAAAUGAAUCGUUUAGUUUCUAUAAUUUUUUGAAGUUUAUAAAAAUCAUCUAACAAAAUUAUUUUUCAUGGACAAAUUAGUAAAUCGAUUAAUAUUAUUUAAUAGUGGCAUUAAAAACAAUUUAGAUAAUCUCUAAAUUUCCAAAAAUAAUAGAAACUUAACGAUUCAUGAUUAGUAUAAAUGUAUAAUACCAACAUUUUAUUUGUAAAAUUAUUAUUUUGAAUUUUUGUAAAAACAAUUUUUUUUUUUUAGUUUUGUAAAAAAUAUCAAAAUGUAUAUGUGUAAACUAGAAGAAUCAUAAGCCACGGUUUUAGAAAUGAACACAAAACAAAUGAUUGCGUUUGUCGAAUCUUCGUGAGACGCACUGUUUACUUCUAUAUAUGAGUCCAAUUUUAAUCUUGAAAAAACUCAAUUAUUAUCAUUAUUAUACUACAGCAAAUAUAUUAACUCCGUUUUUGUUAUUAAUUGUUUAAUUUGUUUACCCGACCCGUAUAUUUGUACACGUCGCAUAUUAUUAUUAUUAUAUUAAGUAAAGACAGAUGUACGAAACGUUCUCGAAAUACGAAGCGUGUGUUCGAAAAUUACCCAGACUCAAACUCCCAAAUGGAUAAACGUAUUAUUUUUAUAAUUCCGUACCUACUGUCGUUAAAAAUAAACUAUGUAAUAUAAUUUUGAAACCGCGAUUAAUCGGAAAUCGAUAAAAAUGCUACAUGUGGAGACUAAUGAAUCAACAAAGUUUCCUUUUAACUACAGAUUUCGUGGGAAUAAGCAGUAUAGUUUUUCGCAAGUGGCUAUAUUAGGCUAGGAGGGAGCACCAAAUAUAAAACUCGGGGACAAAUAUUAUUGUUCUACUUUGAUCUUUUAUCCGUUUUAAAAUCAAUAAAAAAAAAGAAAGACUAUUUAUAAACGGUGAAAUUACGAAUUUAAAAAUAAAUUAUUCUAAUGUUUUUUUGGCUAGGUACUUUAUAAAUCCUCUAAAAAACAAAAGUGUACAUGGAAUCGUCUGAAAUUUCAAUACAAAUUAUACAACUACGGCAUACUAUUAAGCUGAUUCCUUAACAAAAAUCAUUCCCUAACUUUAUCAUUCACUCUUCGAUCAAUAUUAUUUAUUGAUCUCCAAUGCCGCUAGCCUUUAUUCUCCGUAUUAUAUAAUAUUUUCCGUAUGCCUUUUGCACAUAGAGCUCCACUGCGGGGCAUCGUUCAAUCGAACCUCUAGCUUAAUCGUUUAUUUUGAACAUGAAUUGUGUUUAUUUUAUUUUAUUAUUUUUAGAUACGCGUAUUAUGAAUCAAAGUUAAAAAUCAAAUGCCGUGAUUUUACGGUUUUCAUAAAAAUGUAAACUUUAAAUGCUUAUAAAAAAAAUUUGCAUUAUUAAACUUGUUUUAUCAAUUAUAAACAUACAUUAUAUAUUAGUACAACAUAUAAUAAACCUCCUUUUAAAUUUUCGGGCCCCUGUAAUAAUUUACAACAAAUUUUAUCCAUAUAAAAUAAAAAAUAAAAACUUAAAAAUUUCAAAAAAAGUCGUCAGAACAUGUUGAACAUUUUACUACGUAUACAAAAAAAGUAAGUUCGGUAAAAAUGUCAGGUCUUUAUUUUUUUUAAACUGAACUAUACCAAGAAAACAAAAUCGAAAAUAACAGAGCCAUUUAUUAUUAGUUAAUUUUUCCGUUUUUCUUACUCUUUUUUCCGUUUUAACCCCAUAUUAAAUAAAAUACAAAAGGAAAAAAUUACCUAAAUGCACGAACUAGACAAAACUCGCUAAAAUAAGCUCUUUCGUAAUUUUUUAUUGAACCAUGAUUUCUAGUAAAGGCUUGGAAUCUAAAAUAUAUUUUACACGGUACGAGUUAUCACAAUUAUUGCAUUGUUUAUACGGAUAAUUGCGAAUACCAACAUUGAUUUGUCACGUGUUCAACACCAAUUUCACUUAGAUUUGACUUACGAAACUCCGUAAACUUCUGCCAAAACAAUUAAACAUUUACAAACUCCUGGGUGUGCCGAAGAAUAUCGAAUAUGUAUUACAACGUUGUGAUACGCACAAACCGAUCGAAAUUCAAACGACAAAAUUAACGGACCGAGUUAAAAUAUAAUAUUAUAAUACAAAGCCGAUAAGCUCUCAAAAACGGCACUGACUGACACGUCGCCCAAACAAUAUUUACACGGAAUUGGCCACGGAUGGCGGCGGCCGGAGAGUUCAUUCCGUAAACGUCGAAACUAUUAUUAUUAUAUGGAGGUAUAUACUGAACACGGUUUAAUAUCGCAACCAUGAACGGGACACGACAAAAGGCAAGUUUUAUAAUCCCGUUAACAAACAAAGCUGUGAUAUCGAGGGACGAAGCAGAACCCGCCCUUAACAAACCCCGACCCGAUUUAUUGAAACGUAAUUUUGUUUGACCCUGUCUAUAAUACAUCGAAAAUAAUAUAAUAAACUAACGGUCAUCGAAAUUUAAUACGUCAGUCUUGAUAUUAAAAAAUAUAUAUAUUACAUGUACUAACGACCGAACUUUUUUUAUUUCACUCAAAAUUUAGAUUAUAAGUGGAGCUAAUACGUUUCUCGAGAAACAAUAUUCCACACCGUACCAUAAAAAUAUAUGCGGAUUUUCCACCCGGUGGUAUAAUCAUUUAUUUGAAAGGUUUUUCGAGAUUUUCGCGACUAAAUAUUACAAUACGCCGUGCUAGUUUUUAAUACUUCGGAAUUAAGAUUAUUGAGCUAUUGAUAUUUAAUAAUACAUAAUGCGAUUUUUUUUUUUUUUUUAAAUACAUAUUGUUUUAAAAAUUCUUCACUAUUUGAACAGAAAUUCUUAUAAACGCCGAAAACGAACGGAAGUGGAUAAUAAUAUACUUAAUCACAUGUAUUUAUUAAUACCUGUCUUAUUUUUGGUAUUGUAAUUUGUAACAUAACAAAACAUUGGGUUACCUAAACGAUUUAUUAAUUUGUAUUUUCAAAUAAGUUACCAACUCGACCGAUACAAAACGUUAUCGUAUUUUUUUUUUUUUUUCUAACUUUUCGGUUGUCCGAGAUGCGCGUUAUGUCUUAAAUUCAUUCUGUUCCACAAUCGUACGAUACGUCAAUACAUUUUUUUUUUGUUUUAUAAUAAUUUUUAAAUAUUAACUCGUUUUUUUACGUACUAACUACAUUUUUUGUAUUUUUGGGGUUUCGAUGUGGAGUGUAAUUUGUUUUCUAUUAAAAAAUAACUUCGAGUACAAAAAAUAAAUAAUAAUCCAAUACAAUAACAUUGUGAUAAAAAUAACAACUUUAUUGUAGUUAAAAAUCACGUAAUUUGACGUCAAACCAACACUAAUUUUCAUUUUUACUCUAUAGUUUCUAAAACAAUCGAAGAACUUCGGCUGGAGUGGAAAUCUACUAAUCCCGUAUUAAUGGCCAAAGGAUUGAGAAUGCCCCAAUUUGAAAUUGUGGACAUCGUACCUUCAGACUGUCAAGAAUCAUUUCAAAUAGGUAUGUAUUUAAUAAUACAUAUAAUAUUAUUGUUAACAUCUAACAAUUUUUGUAAACAAAAAUUGCGUAAUAAACAGGUACUAGGGAUUCAAUGUUAUUCCACAGUGUUCAGCUCACUAUUAUAAUUUUUUAAGAAGUUUUUCGACGUAUGGAUCAUAAAAAGCCGUACUUUUAGGAUCCGGUUUACUCAACAUAUCCUGAUCGAAUGUAUGUAAAAAAAAUGCAAAUAUUACUUAGCGGCAUUAUAGUAAAAAUCAAUGUUAACACGUUUGAUGCAACAGAAAUACUAUUCUUACAAUAUGUCUUGAUUUUAUAUUUUUCGACAUUUUAAAAUAAUUUUUUCUUGAUAAUUGUAAGAUAACAUGUCCGUAUAAAUAAUUAUAUCAGUGGCAAUUAUUUUUGUAGUAUAUCUUAUCUUCAAAAAACCUUUUUCAAUAACCUUAAGAUUAGUAAAUUAGAAUGGGAAAAUACCCAUUAUUACCUACCUAUUUGAAAUGUAUACAUUUCGAACGAUCGUUAUGAUACGAACUUCGAUAUAAUAUAACAAAUGAAAAAGUCAUAUAGGUAUAAAAUAAAUUCAAUAAUUUGAUAACUUGUUGUUUUGAUAAUUCUUAAAAAACUAUAAAUAACCAAUGAAAUUAUGAUAAAUAUACAAUAAAUCAUACAACUUUAGUAUUAAUUUAUUGUUAAAUUUUCAUUACAAUAAAAUAAAAUUAUUUAUUUUACCAUAACUGUAAGUCACAUAAAAAGAAAAUCCAUAAAUCCGGAUAAUCCAGAUAAUUCGAAAAAUCCGGAUAUGAAUUUGAUUCAAAUCUGGAUAUGGAUAUCCGGAUAUUCGGAUAAUUCAGAUAUUCGGAUUUCAUGCCUACCCCUAACACCUACUAGAAAAAAUUAAUUCAAAGUAUGUGAUAGUACACGAAUAAAUACACAGAAAGGUGUUUACGAAAGGAUAUUUCCCCAACUGGUCGACAAAAAUAUUCACUAUUGUAAAAAUAAAUAAAACAGUACCUACAACGUAUAUGUUAGAAGACUAUAUAGGUAAAUCGAUCGUCGGUGUUUUUAUGCGGAGGAAAUAAAUAAACCAGUUUCCAAAUACCUACUUGAUCGAAAAAGUCAUCCGUAGUAAAGGACCAAAAGUUUUUGUAAAAUGGUUUGGAUUUGAUAAUAACCACAAUAGUUGGAUAAAUUGUCAUACGAAAUAUAUAUAUAUACGAGUAGUUAGAUAAAUAAGGAUGUAAUUAAGAAAUAACGUUAGUUAUAUUUCAACCAUGAACGAGUUUGAAGCUACUAGAGAAAGGGAAAGAAAUAUGAUAUUUUCCGAGCUCGUUAUUUCAAAUAAAUUGAUUCAAAAUGGGUUUACUUCAUACAACCAACAGACUGAUAAGCAUGAAAUCAAUACUAAAACCCUGAAUGAAAAAUUAGAAAAUUUGAUAAAUCAGGUUUCUUUAACCGUUACCAUUGUAGAUGAUAUACAACAAGUUAUUAGUAAGCUUAUGGGGGGGGGGGGGUUAGGAUCUAUUUCUGAUCAAGAAUCUAAAAUAUACAAUAUUGAAGUGUUUACGCCAAUCAAAAUUCCACCUUCACCACAGUAUACGACAAAGUCUACCGAACCGAUGCAAAAAAAAAAUUGUUCUUCCCAUCCGUCUCGUCGGAGAAAAGACCCGGCAACUUCUUCCUCUCUACGACGAAGCAUGGGUGGUCUUUAGGUAGGUUGGCCGUGUCAAUAAAUAGCUCAUAAAUAGCCGAUAAAUAGCUUCAUCAAGACUCUCCGAUUCUUCUCCAGUAUAGGUGCUAUUGUCUAUCAUGUCUUUGGAAAAAUUGAUUUGGAAUUGAGAUGUUAAAAAAAUUUAAUCGACGGCGUUGAAAACUUUGGUAAGCUUAAAACUCGAAAAAACAUAAUAAGCAAAAGUAAAAUAUAAAAAAUAUAUUAUUUUGAUAUCGCAACCUUAUACCUGAAAAAUAGCUUUUCGAAAAAAAUGUAUAUUACUGAAUAAGAACCACUCAUAAUUAGUUUUGAAAAAAUUUUUUUUAAAUUAGUAUACAAAAAAAAAUAGGUCAUCAAUUUUUCUAACUAAAAUUCAAUAAAAAAAAUCAGUCGUAAUUAUCACACAUAAAUAGUUAGACGCAUCGCAAUCAUUCCCCGGCANUGCUAAACCAUGUAAAAUUAUUUGAGGUAAUGCAGAGCACAGUUAAUAUAUCACACUUUUUUUCAAUACAUUAUAAUAAAACUUCCUAAAUAAAUUGGUUGUUUUAAUUUAAUCGUAGUUUUUUUCAUAUGUACAGCUACUAAGUUUUCUGUAAAAAUAGUCGCUCGAUCCAAAUUUGGUUUAGCAGUCCACUUUUCCAAUUUUUUUCCAUUAUUAAUUAAUUUUAUAUCCUUAUGGUCCCUUGUGUUCAUUAUAGUCCUACCAAAUACACUGUUAAUAAUUAACUUAUAAUAAUCUUUUUCAAAUUCAUUAUCUGUCUGUACGAAGAUUUGUGUUGAAUUCUAAUUAUGGUCAACCAAUCUUUUUGAUCAAAUUCUAAAAUCGUAUGUAUUUUCUCUUAUUUUAAACCUAAACUUAAAUACAACCUAAGAUUAAUAUAAUGUAGUACAUAUUUUUUCUUGUCAUAUAGAGUUGUUGUUAAUUUUGGUAAUUUUUUAUUAUCAAAUACAUUUUCAGGAGCCAAUGGAUAAUCUGAUUGAAGAUUGUGAAGGUCUUCAGGAUAUUUCAAAUUUACUUCGAAAAUAUAGCCUUUUCUGGUCAUCUUUAAUUCUUAAAAUUUUUUCUGUAUUAAACCAAUCAGGAUUAUAUCAUUUAAAUCUUUUAUAUGGUAAAUAUUUACACAUCGCCAAUCCAUAGAGAUUCUUCAUCAUAUUUUUCUGGAGAAUCCAUAUAUUCAUAAGGAUAUGCUAAUUUUCCUUUUACUAAAUCCAAUUGUACAGGAUAAUGUUUAGACAGUUCAUUAAACUGGUAUGGUUUUAAAUUAUUAGCUAACUUUUCUAAAGAAUUUUGAAAUGAUCUUUUUAUUAGUUUGAGGACGUUAAAAUAAUUUAAAUCAUUAUGUGCAACUUGUUGGGGGGUUCGACAUGAAUAAAUAUCGAUGGAUAUAAAAAAUAGAUAUUUGUAUAGAAAACUGAACAGUUUUUAUAUUAAACGUAUAACUAUACAAUUUUUGUUAUAUUUGUGAUAAAUAUCAACUGCACCUGAACAUUAGGGUGGUCCUCUAUUAUGUAUGAAAAAAAAAUAACCAAAUAUUUCAAAUUACUCCCCCCUAAUAAGUUCCAUUAGUAAAAAUAAUGAUAUAAAUAAAGUUUUAGACAAAUCAAAUAAAUUUAACUCGUGUCACAACAACUCUGAAGUUAUAAAUAUAGAAAAUUUUUCAAAAUCGUUAAGUUUUUGUUAUAAAACCAACAUAGCUCUAGAGAAAAGAAUCUCACGAUAAAUUUUUUAGAUUAUAAAUUUAAAGCUUUUUUAAAUAUUUGAACUAAAAGGUCAAAAAAAANUGCACAAAUAAAUAAUAUGCACUUUACCCAGUACCCAUAUUUUGCGAUUAUUACCUAAAGAUUAUUUUUAUGACUCAGACAAUCAAAUAAUAUAUUAUCUACAUUCUUUAUUCUCUACAUCACACAUUAUUACAAUCUAUACUUAUAUGUUAUCGGAUAUAUCAUGUCAUUGUAGUCAUUUUGCGAUUUAUUGAUUAAUUUAUCAGUUGACUUACUACAACGACUAGUGUCACACUAAAAUUGUUGAGUAUUAAAUUUUCAAAUUUUGUACGUCAUACAUUUUAUUUUAGUGACUUACAAUGGUUACCAGGGAUAGUUUACGUGAGUCGAAAUAUAUUUUUUUAAUUGGAUAUAGUACAAAUCAAAUUGUUGGUAGUAAAUUACCAUCAAACAAACAAGUUUUGUCGGUACUAUUUUUUAAUAUGCGUGAAGUAAACUUAAAUUUGCAUCAAAGUGCUACAUUAGUGAUACAAGAAGCAAUCAUUUUUUGGCGGAAGGCACGCAUACCAACGAGAACAGAACAAAAGUGUGUGAACAAGCUGGAAGGUUUAUACAAAGAGUGGAGAAAUUUACAAAAAUUAGAAUAUAGAAAAAGUGCAAAUGGAAAAAAAUACGCAGUUUCUAUCAAAGUUAGAUGAUUUAUUCGACGUAGCGAGUGCAAAUGUAUUAGAUUUCCUAUCUAUUGAGAAUGACAAAGCAUUUUUAAUAGCCCAGAGACAGAAAGGUUGACCUGGGUCGUUGCUUGGUAUUGAUCAAAAAAUGAUAAAAAAAGAAAAAAUCAUAGAAGAAAGCAAACAAGCGACAAAUAAAAGAAAAUAUCGUGCCCGUGAUGAAUUUGAAGCUUUGUGUACGUUUUUAGUCUAUAAUAUUAAUUUUGAUUUCAAUAAAUGUGUAAUAAUAUAAAAUUAAUUUCAGAUAAAACUGUAGAACUACAGUCGUCGAGUAGUUCUGACGAAUGUGACGAUGUAGAUAGUGAGGAAUUUAUACAUUAAGAUGCUAUUGGUCCAUUAAGUAAAUUUUUCAAAUUAAGCAGAGGGCACGAUGAUUUUAUCUCCGAAAAACUCGCAAAUGUAUUAGACAAAUGUAAAGUCAGUGACAAGAAUGCUGUACAUCUUUUAACUGCUGCUGCAGAAGCUUUGGUAAUAAUGUUAAUACACUUAUUAUAAACCGGUCUUCAAUUUGAUGCGCUCGUAUAGAAUAUCGUAAGGAACGUGCCGAAAAAAUACGUCGAGACUAUAACUUGGCAAAAUAAGAGGCAGUUAUUAUACACUGGGAUGGAAAACUUCUUCCAACAUUAACGUGAAAAGGAUUAGUUGAUAGGCUUCCUAUAAUAGCUUCCGUUAAUGGUCAGGAACAACUGCUAGGUGUUCCGACGCUAAAUACUGGAACUGGACUUAAACAAGCUAACGCAGUAUACCAAACGCUUGUAGAUUGGUGUCUAGAUGAAAAUGUACAAGCAUUUUGUUCUGAUACUACUGCAUCAAAUACAGGUCGCUUAAACGGAGGUUGUGUUUUGCUAGAGCAACUAUUAGAACGCGAAAUCGUAUAUUUACCAUGUCGCCAUCAUAUGUAUGAAAUUAUACUAAAAAGUGUGUUUUAUUUAAAAUUUGGGGCGACAUCGGGCCCAGACGUGGUCAUUUUUAAAAGUUUCCAACAUGCCUGGGGAACAAUAAAUACUANGAUGAAAAUGUACAAGCAUUUUGUUCUGAUACUACAGCAUCAAAUACAGGUCGCUUAAACGGAGCUUGUGUUUUGCUAGAGUAACUAUUAGAACACAAUUGGUAUAUUUACCAUGUCGCCAUCAUAUGUAUGAAAUUAUACUAAAAAGUGUGUUCGAUUUAAAAUUUGGGGAGACAUCGGGCCCAGACAUGGCCAUUUUUAAAAGGUUCCAACAUGCCUGGGGAAUAAUAAAUACUAAAAAUUAUAAUCCUGGCAUACAAAAUAGUAUUAUAAUGGAUUCUGUAAAUAACGUAUGUGAUGAUAUUAUCAAAUUUUCUAGAGAUCAACUUUUAGAAAAUCANUUAUCUGCAGAAUUAUGUGCUUUUGCUUUUUUCGAUGAAGCUGUGCCACUGGAGAUAAAAAGAAAAAUGGCCAUGCUCUAAACAACGACAAAAGUUCAUCAGAAUUAAUUUCAAAUGCACAACGUUUAACUAUAUCGCCAAAAACUUCAAAUAAGUUAUUAGAAAAGGAAACCGAUGAUUUUAUAUGUGUUAAUACUAAUACACUAUUUAAAAGAUUUUCCAUCAACACCAUUUUUUUGAAUGAAGAUCUAAUUAAUUGGGAAAAUAAUGAAAACUCACAUUAUAAACAUUCUAAAGAUUUGUUAGUUAUAAAAAAUAUUCCAGUAAUAAACGAUAUAGCAGAAAGAGGAGUAAAACUUAUGAAGGACUAUAAUGACAAAAUUACCAAAAACGAAUCUCAAAACCAAUACCUUCUACAAGUUGUUAGUGAUUACCGCAAAAAUAUCCUGACCACAAAAAAGAAACACUUACUGCACUAUCACAAUAAUUUGGUUUUAUCAUUUAGAAUUAAAAUAUAUUACAGAUAAAAUAAUUAGAUAAAAAUGUUAUUAUAAUUGUAAAUUGUUGUUAUAAAUAAUUAUUAGUUGUAUUUUAAGUUGCCUUAAAUAUUAAAAUGUUUAAGAUUAUUCUUGUUUUUAUCUUGUAAUUAAAAUAUUUGAAAAAAUAAUAUAUUUGCAAAAUAUUAUAUCUAAAACAAAUUGUAGAAAAUGUAGUGUUCUAUCAUUUAUAUUUUAACAAAUUUUUUGUAAGUAUUUUUUUCCUGGAGUUAUAUUAAAAAAUAAUUUAAAAAAUUGAUAAUAUUAAAAAUUUUCUAUUUUUGUAAAUUUAGAGCUGUUGUGGCACGGGUUAAUAUUAAUGAAUUUGCCUGAAAUUUUUUUUGUAGCGUUUUUAUUAGUAAUCGAACCUUUUUAGGGGGGGUAACCUGAAAAAAAUCACAAGCGAAAAAUAAGNAAAAUUUUAAAAAUUGAUAAUAUUGAAAAUUUUCUAUUUUUGUAAAUUUAGAGCUGUUGUGGCACGGGUUAAUAUUAAUGAAUUUGCCUGAAACUUUUUUUGUAGCGUUUUUUUUAAGUAAUCAAACCUUUUUAGGGGAAGUAUCCUGAAAAAAAUCACAAGCGAAAAAUAAGGACCACCCUACUGAACAUACAUUAUUAUACUACUUACAAUGUUGUCACAUCCUGUGUUCAUUAGAAUGACAUUUUUAUAAAUUCUUUUCUUUUAACAUCUUUCCUAAACCUUCGAUGCUCUGAUAUCUUGACGUAAUCGAACUUUGUUCAUUGCUUAUCUCGAUUUUUAGAUCGCGCAAAAUUUCGGCAUUCUGUAACUUUCUUUGUUGUGUGUUUUCAAUUAUCCCAUGCAAUUUUCUGUUUGCUUCAUGAAUGUCGUUUUGCAAGUUUUCUGUUUUCCUAUUCAUCAUUUCCAACUUUUUCUUAGUAUUUUUUAUCUCUUUGCGGAUAGUAUCCUGCAAAUGGUAACCCUUGUCGUUCAAACUAUUUCCGUCUUUUUCAGUCAACACUUCUUUAAGUUUAUUGUAGUGCAACACGACACGCAUGACAUCUGCCCAUUCUGUCCGGGCGACCUGUUAAAAAAGAAUCGUAUGAAUAACAAUACAAUAACAAUUCACUAACUUACUUAUUCAUUCAAACGAUAAUCACCUUAUAAUUUAAUAUUCCCUGUUUAAUUUCAUUUUGCAAAUCUCGCUUCAUAUCUAGUAUGAGAUUCUCCUGUUUUUCCUGCAGCCGACUUAUAAUACUUCGUCGCUCUCGCACCAUCAGUGCCAAUAGCCUGAAAAUGGUACAAGAAUCCAUUAAAAUUAUCAUAUUUGAUAUAAACAUAAAACAAGUUCUUACAUUUUAACUAAACACGCAGGAUAGGUCUUAGCCAAAGCGUCAGCCAUCUUGCUAGUGGGUUUUUCCAUUGAAGCCCCUUGCCACAUCAUUUUGGUCAUAGAGUUUGAGCAAGUCGAUGCCGGAUUAGUCAGGGUUAACAUCGGAGAAGUAGAAGCGACUUUUAUAUUAGCGAGGUUUUUGUUACGAAUUUCGAUCUAAAUAUUUGCAAACGAAUUUUGAAUAAAUAAAUAAAUAAAUAAUAUUUCGAUGACAAAAAUUAUAUAUGAAAUUCAAAUUUUGUUUAUAAUAAACUUGUACAAUUUGAUUACAAAUCAUUCCUUCGUUAUUUUUCAAUUUACUUUACAUUAUACGAUUUUAAAUAAUAUUUAUCUACAGUUGUGAUUACAAUAGGUAUUAAUUUUUCAUAGUAAUUAUUAAGUAUUGAUAUCACUGUCGUAUGUAUAUAUUUCCUAAGCAAAUUAAUUAUUGAUAUUUUAAAUUAAUAACGUGAAAAAGACGAAUAUACUUCACACGUGAGUACAAUCACUGUUUUAAGCAGGAAAUUGGGAAGGUAGAAUACAAGCGAGGAUUUAAUAUAUAUCUGUAAGCAAGGAUAAACCAUUGCUAAUGAAAAAACGAUUUUGAGCGGAGUUUAAUUGAUAGUGUUGUUUUGUCAUAUUAUGGUAAAAUGAUUACAAUAAUAUGCCUUGACAACAAUAAUUAUUUAAAAAGAUUAAAAUAAUAAAAAUUCAAUAAUAACAAAAAAUAAACAAAAACGGUUGCCAAUGUGUUGCCCAAACUUUGUUUAUAAUCUUCAGAAUCUAAAACUAGAUUUGAUUUUGAAUUAAGUAAUAAAAAAAAAUAAAAAAGUAAUUAUUAGAAGAACGAGUUUCUUUUUUGCUAUAGAAUGAAAAACGGGAACGAAUUCCUUUUAAAAAGGAACUUUCCCAACGUUGAUUAAUGAUUAUAUACAUGUAUAUAAGACGACGUGACUAUUUUCUUACGUCAAUCAAAGUAUUCUUGACUCUUUUCUUCAACAGCGAAAGCAUUUUUAUCUUUUUGAAUGAAAAUGGAUCAAAUUUGCCGCAUGCCCUGCUUUCGUUCUGAAAAAAACGUAACAAAAUUUGUUAUUAUAACAGACACUAGAAGAAAUUCAUCGUUAUCCAACGGUUUUCUGCUCACAAUUAACAUUUCAAGAAGUUUUUCAACAUAUGGGUCGUGACAAGCUGUACUGUUAGGAUCCUCUUCUCUCAACAUCUCUUGUUCGAUAUUGUUGUAUAUUCUUUGGAAAAAUUGUUGAGUCAACACCCGAGCUUCCACAGAUUUUCGCUUAGACAAAAUCGCUUUGACUUCAACCGUAAUUUGAUUCAAUUUAUCGUCGUGUUCGUUCUUAUUAUUUCGUGAAUUGGGUGUUUCCACUUGUAAGUCUAAUGGCUGAACAACUGGCACCGGUCUAGAAAUACAUUGUGUGUAUUAAACUAUAGAUUUUAAACUUCAAUUUCUAUAUAGAGGAAUCACAUUUUAAGUUAGUUUAAAUUCAAAAAGACGUCCUUGGAUAAUGAGGAUGGAUGCAGCUACUGUUAUAAGUAAUUUAAUGUUUACCUGUAAGCAAUGAUAAACCAUUGCUUACGAAAAAACUGAUUUUGAGCGGAGUUUACUUGAUAGUAAUGCUUUGUCAACAAUAUAUAUGCCAAAUUAUAGUAAAAUAAUUAAAUAAGCUCUAUAUUUUCUUUAAUAUACCGAUUUUCAAAUGUUUUUUCACAUUUUCUGAGAAAACCCCAGAGAAAAUCGAAAAAUGACCACUCUAAAGUUCCUCCCCGGUGAAAUUUCCUUUUAGACAAAUUUGCUUUCAUUAUAAUUUGGAACGAAAUUACUUUAGAAAAAUUGUCCAAAGAAGAAAAAAUGUCGUAAUGUUAAACAAAUAUAUUUCGUACAUUUUUCCGUUUUUUCCUCUGGGUUUUUCGCAUUUAAUAAGAAAACUCUUCAAAAAUCGAAAAAUAACCUCUUUAAGGUAUCCACCUACACCAGUUUUCUUUCAGAAAAAGUGCUACACGUAAAAAUCGGAGCAAGUCCUCUGUUAGAAAAGUUGUCCACAGAAAAAAAAAAUAAUAAACAUCUUUGUAAAACCAUUCGCUCCACUCAAAAUCUACAAUUGCAUUUUUUUAUGAUACUAUGUAAAGAUUGUAAAACACUGAAAAAAAAUACUUAAGACGUAAAAUAAAUUAUCUUACAUCGGCUGCCCACAUGUGUUUACCCAUCCUUGAUCGGUAUUUCCUCCCAACGUCACGGCUACGUACGCAAAUAUACCCGAAUUUUCCGCCAAUGUCUUGCAGGCUAUAUACGUACUACCGUCGAUAGACAUAUGAUUCAUAUCGAUGACUUCUAAUUCUCUGUUACGAAUAAAACUUUGCCAAUUUUUUUGGUUCUCGCUUAUCUAGACACAAAUUUUUUUUAUCAUUGUUAUUUAACCAUAAAUAUUUUAGUAUUUUUAAAAUACUAAAUACUCACUGCUUUUUCGUGUUCCACUUCUGAGGUCGGUUUAGUUGUGAUGUGUUUAAAUACACCGUCCAAUGAUAAUUGGGCUAAUUUAGGAGACUCAUUGAAUGGGGCGCUGAGCUUUCUUUCAUUCAUAUUAAUAAUCAGUUGUGACAAAUAGAUAUUCCGUAUUUGUUUUUCGUUUGUAUCUUUAUAUUUUUCAAUGGCGAGUUUUUCUAACCAUUUCUAAAAAUGAACACGUUUACGUUUAAUAAAUAAAAUUAACUAAUUAAUUUACGUAGGCAUUACUUGGCACAUUUCUUUGUCGCUUUCGGAUUUUAACGAAUCAAAAGAUUCUUGAAAAUGUUCUAAAAAGAAUACAAAAUCUACUUCAACUUUUUCAUCCAAACUGGUAUUCAUCAUUAAUUUUGAUAGUAGUUCUAAAUUAUUCGAGUUAAAAUUUUUAAUGUUAAUUUUUAUUUUUACUACUAGAAAUAACAUGUAAUGAUUUUCUCCCAAUUAGUAUAGUAACGAAAUACGUAUUAUUUUGGCCAAUUUAGUAGUUUCAAUUUUAGUAUUCAAUAUAAUAUUAUAACUAACUUCUACCCAAUUUAAAUCUUAUGCAAAAAUUAUUUUAAUACAUAAUAUAUGUACUUUACUUAGGUUUUUGUACAAAAUAAAAUUGUUCUACGGUCAAAUUUUUUAAUGAUAAAUUUCCUAGCACAUAUUGACUAGGUAUAAUAAUUGUCUAACUAACAAAAUACCGAAUAUGGGAACAUACGUACAUAUUUUUCUAUUUUUACAAAAUUUAGAUUUGUCUAGAAUUGGUUUUCCUUUACUUUCAAAGAUAACGUAUUGAAUUUCUUUUGUUAUAGACUAUAGUAAAAAAUAUCAAAUAUUUCCAUACGACAAAAACUAAUAAAAACCCAAUCAAAUCUGUUACCGAAAUCCUAAUCCUAAAACAAACAAUAACUUUAUUUUCAUUUCAUAUUACAGCAAACAAUUUCGUAACCGUUUUAAAACUGAUACCGAAAUAAGUAAAAGUAAAAAAAAUAAGUACGACUGCAACAUAUUAUGUUAUAUAUGUUGAAUAUCCUGCCACCACAUUUUUCAAUUGAAUAUGGUUUUUGUGUUGCUAAAAUAAUUUUUUUAAAUGUAUUGGCUUUAUUUUAUUUUUAUUUUUCUAUCUGUAAUCUAUCAACAACCUUUUUAUUUGAAAUCUCCGAUCAUUAAAUUCAGGGAUGAACAUUUUUAAUUACAAAUUUUAUAUAGUUGGUGCAUUGGAUGAAAAUUUUUGAUAUUUCUUGUACCUUAAUAACAGAGAAAAUCUGGAGAGAAACUCCAGAAAACGGAAAUAUUACUCAAUAACAGUUUCUAAUAUUUUCUAUUUUGUUUUAUUGUUAAAAAUUAAUGGAAAAUAUUCGUAUGAACCUGAAAUAUUAACCGCGUACUUAUAUUAUCAUUUUUUAGAUGUGGAGCGAUUUUCAGAACAUUCUAGUGUUCCUUCUUAGUUGUAUGUGGACACAAAUAAUUUUGAUUAGUGUUUAACGUUCAAAUAUCUUUUAAAAUGUAUCAAAAACGUGGACAAAAUAUUAUUUUUUUUUAUAGUACCUACUAAAUUAACUAAAUGAAUAUAAUUUCCAAUUCAAAUAUAUAAAAACUUUGUACAACAUCAUUUUUCGUUUACAAUUUUUUAUCUUUGCGUACAAAUAUAAAUUAUAUUAUUUUAUAUACCCCACUUUUGCAAUCUCUUAUCCAUACAACAAUAGCCCACCUAUAGUGCAAUAUGUAUCCGGCUGUUUUUGAUUGAAUGUUUUGUAUUUUUACUAGUUAUACUAAUAUUAAUAAUAUUAUAAUCAACAAAAUACUUCUAAUACUAUACAAACAUUUUUAUGGUAAAAAUGAUAAAAUAAUUAUAAGUUAAUAUAACUAUUCGUUAGUUAUUCAAAUGAAUUUAGUUAAAAUUAAAAUAGUAAAAAAACUAAAAAUAAAAAAAUAAUUCAUUGUUUUGUUCGUUUACUUUAAAAUUAAGUCUUUUAGAUAAGUAUAUUAUUAAAAAAAAAAACCUUUAUCUACUGACUACAUUAUGCAUUUUGAAAUAGAAAAAUCAAUACUGCAGUAUUUUUACAAUUCAAUAUGAUUUUUACAUUUAAAUAAACUAUACAGUUACAUUAUUGUAUAAAUAGAACGUAGUGAUAUUACACUAGCAAAAUACUAAUUUUAUUACUGUAAUAAAACUAAAAACCUUAUACGACUCGUAUAUGUAUAAAAAGAUGAUUUUUCGAUAUUGGAACCGUUAUUGUAUUUGAAUAUUGUACAUUGUAUAAUGAUUAUAAGCAAUUAAAAAAAACCCUCGUUUUUAUAUUAUAUAAUAGUCAUAUUAUAUUUUGUAGUACUUGAUCUAAAACUAAACAAACUAAAUUAAAUUAUAAUUCAAUAAUAAUGUAGUGCGACAUUAUUAUACCAAUCUCAAUACAGUGCAAUAGUUUUUAUUUUAGGAGAAAAAUCGUCAAUAUUAUUGUUUUUAUUAUUCGAAAUUAAAUCUAACAGAUAUAUAAUAUAAUAUAUAUAAUAUGUAUAUAGGUAAACGUAGCGACGACAAUGCUUUAUUAUAUAUUAUAAUAUACAAACGAAUAUAGGUAUCAUAUAAACUUAAAUCAAAAUGUAUACGUGUAUUAUACAAUGCAUUAAGGGUCACCCAUUUUUCAUAUUAAUCGUCUGGGGCAUUCUCCUACGCAUGCAGUUCAUUAAUAUUGCGGACGUUCGGAUUUAAAUAUACACUUCACUACUAACUGUACAUAUAAACGCCCGCGUGAAUAAUAAACAGUAGGACAACCGAUAUAGACUCAGGGCCAGCGCCAAGUAUUUUGCCGCCCUGUGAAAUUUAAAAAAAAUGGCACCCCUUACAAUAAAUUUUUAUAAAUAUAAUUAGUAUACAAAAUAACAAAAUUGAUUAAAAACUAGGUUGUAUUGUAUGGAGAUAAAACGGUAAAAUUUUGUUUUCCGAAAAUUUAAUUAAUUAUAAGUAGAUUGAAUUAAAGCACAAUACCUUUAUUUAAUAAGAAUAAAAAAAAAAAGAGACGUCCUGGAAUAAUGGAGUCGGGUGCGGAGUGCGGCUACUGUUAUAAAUAAUUUGAUAUAGACCUGUAAGUAACGAUAAACCAUUGCUAACGAAAAAACGAUUUUAACGGAACUCAGUUUAUAUUGCUGCUUUGUCAUCAAUAAAUAUGUCAUAUUAUGGUAAAAUGUCAACUAUUUCAAUUCCAAAAUUAAAAUGAAUCUCGAUUUUCUCGGAUUUCUCGUGUUUUUACCUGGUUUUUCACAUUUGCUGGAAAAAUUCUUGAGAAAAUCUGAAAAUGGCAUCCCUGUAGUAACUUCCCAGUCAGAUUUCCUUUCAGAAAAAAUGCUAUAUUGCAAAUCAAAGCAAAAUUGCUGGUAGAAUAGUUAUCCGCAGAAAAAAAAUAAUAUCUAAAAUAUGUAAAAUAAAACAUGUAAAACCAUAAGCUUCUUCGCUUCACUCAGAAUCUAAAAUACAAAUAAUCAAUUUAUUUAUUUACAUUAUUCCAAUUUCUUAUUAUACUUAAACUUCAAAUUAAUAACUUUUUAAAUUUAAGUUAUCUAAUCAAAUAAAAAUAACAGUACCGAAAUAAUUGUUUUUUUCUCAGAAGUUUGUUAAGUUUAUUAAGACUUGUAAGACUCUACUCUCAUUUCCGUUGCAAGUACUGUUGAAUCUAUAACAAUUUUCUCAAAGGAUUCUUCUGAUCUUAGUUCCUUUAAAUGUUUUAAUAAAGUUUCUAAAAUGCCCAAAGCUAAAGAUAUAUGUCAACAUUUAGUUUUUGCAUUAAUUUACUGAUUGGAUUUAUAUGAUUAAGUAUGUCGUACCAAAUAACUAUAGAACAAAUAAAUUUAAACGUUUUUAUUAAAUUGCAUAAACAUUUAGUUUCAUGUUUAACUACUAGAUCUAAAUUUUUGUUUUCUGAUAUUUCAAAUAAAGCAUCAUAAAUUUCUUCUAUGUAAUACCGAAACGGUUUAAGUGCGUCUAUUCGACUUUAUCGUGAUUGCCGUGAUUUGAUAUAGCUGAUGUUUGCUAAUUGGAAACAGUUAAGACAAUCGUGCGGAGCUACUAUACUAACGGCUAGUCCAUAUUAUAUUGUUUAUUAAUAGGUACUUAUUUAUUACUACAUAAUCAAAAGAGCCAAUCAAAAGAAUAUAAUAUGCAUUAUUUUUAUUUUAGAUUCACAUUGAAUUUCACAUUAUUUAUGAAAGAUGCCUUCCCUAAAAUUCCAAAAAAUUGUUCGCCCCGUGUGAUCGCACGGGUCACACAUACCUUCCACAGGCGCUGGCAUAUAGUGUUUACAUGUCGUGAAUAAGCGAGCUCAAAAAAAGAGGAAAGAAAAGAGAAGGGCUUAUGGGUACCUCGUACCGUAUGUGCCGAUUGGUCACUACUGAACGCUGUUGUAAUACGUUGGAAGGUAGGAUAUAUUAUAGGGUAAUUUAGUUUAUGAGUUUUUAGUCUGCAGACAAACAGAAAAUGACUUUGAGCGAAGUUUUGUUAAACAUAUCGUUUUUAAAAGUUCAAUAAUUUUCAAUAAUUUGUAACUACAAAUUAAAUUACAAUAACUCACCUUGUUUCUUGGUCUCAAAUUUUUGAUCAUUUUUCAUGAAUCAAAAUAAUUGUAUAAUAUCCACAUAAGUCGGAAAUAGUAAAAAUUGAUGACCGGAACAAGAUUUCUGGUAGACAAAUUGUGGUUGUACGUGUAUGAGAAAAAAUAAUGAUUACUAUCCAUGUGCCUGAAUAGGUAAUCAUUUACGAGGAAUUAGAUUUUCUGCAUUAGGUAAAUACCUACAUAAAUAUUCCUAUAUAGAUAUAAAACAAAUUUUGCAACUAUAAUUGUAUUAUGUCAUAAAAAACGAGUGGUAUGUAUAUAAUAUAUACUCAAUAGCAGUUCUAGCGUACGGGAAUGGUAGACAGCUAUCCGUAGCAAAAUAAUUUAUCACCUUUUAAAAUAGUUCAAUUUUGUGUAUAAGUAAAAUACUAGGGAUUAUUAAUUGAAAAAAUUAUAGUAUUUCCCAAUUUUUGUGUUUAGUAUUUAAUCAUCUCGAUAAUAAAUUCCAUUUGUUUACAGUACACCAUAUAUUUUCAAAAAAAAAGGAAAUUAGGUAUAAUUUAUAAUUUAGAUUUCCUCGGUCCUUAUUAUUUUCAUAAAACUUUGUGUUUUGAGAUGAAUAAUUUGAAAGUUAUUAAUCAAAAACUCUUUACUUUUUUAUUAUAUAAAUUAACUAUUUUAUAAUGGUCCAUUCGACUAUGUUAUCGCACAUCAGUGUAUAUGGAUUUGAACUAUGUAAAUCGUAAAACGCGUAUAUAAUAGUAUAAUACGUGGCAUACAAUAAAAUAAGAUAUGAAUAGUAAUAAAUGGUACUAAGUACCUAUAUCAUGUCCUUUUAUAGUACUUUAAAGCUACAUGUACUGCUAAAAUAUGUUCUAAAAAGCAAAAAUCGUAAAAUAUGCAAAUAUAUGCAAAAUAAAAUUUAGAAUUUAGAUUCCUUACAUGAUGAGCAUUACUUAUGUUCUAUUCUAUUUGUUUAAUCUUUCAAAAAUAAUAUACAAAUCCUAAAAUUCCCGAACCUUAUUUAUAAGCCUAUCAUAUAUUAUAAGUGCCCGUACAAAAUAUGAUUCCUAAAAUCGUCCCUGUAUAUACUCAUAUUUUUUCGGCAACUUUUGGCUUCUUCUAGACCAAAUGAACUCAAAUUGAAAAAUUAGAGUUAUUUUAUACUCGAAUUGUAAAUAUACAAUUUUAGUUUAUAAUUUCAUUAUGAAUUACGAAAGGAGAAUGGUUUUCAGUGUUUCUUACACUCCUAAAGAUCCCCCAAAUAAAGACAGAGGAAUAAAAGUUUGAAUAUUCAUUAUUUAAGACUCAAGGAUGUGCCUUUUGGGGUAUUAACUGUCAAUUCCAUGCCCGAUCAAUUUUAUGUUUAAAUAUUAUGUUUUCACAGGAAACACCAGGUUUUAUAUCUCCUACAGACUAAAAUAUAAUACAAGUCUGGAAACUUCAAUUUUUUUAUUUUUUUGUUCUUAAUUGAAUAAGUAGGUAACCGAAUAUUCUAAACAUUAAAACUUAUUAUACCGUUUAUUGAUGAUGAUUGGUACCGCAACACUUAGCUAUAAUAUUCUACGAGCCGCAUAUUAUAAGAAAAUAAUUGUUAUCAUCACGCACAUAUCUAAAAAGAAAAUACAAUGUAAUGCUGAACAAUUUAUAGUUAAAAAACAAAUGCGAAAUAAAUGUACGUGUGUGUUUAUUCGCGUUGUACACGACUACACAGUCAUAAUACUAACCCGAGGACACACAUUUAUAAAAAAAAAAUUAUUAUUUUAAUUUUAUAACACGAGAAUUCCAUUAACUAAAAAUAAUAUUUCCAAGUUGGUUUGUGAUUUUUUUUUUCACACUUAUGACACGCUUUUAGCAUAAAAAUAUCUACUCAAUAUUUUUAUGUACGUAAGAUAAAGGUAAAAAUCAAAAUAUAAUUAAAACCUAUUUACAGUAAGUUUCAAACUAUGGAGUAUUACCUAGGAGUAUUACUAGGAGUAUUACCAUUUUUUAAAAUAACAAAACUAUUAAUUUAUUGUUUAAAUAAUUAAAUUUCAACAUGAUAAUCUAAUUUUUUUUUUUUCAAAUAUGCUUACCUAUUAGUAUUUUAUAGGAGGUACUUAUGCAUUAUUAUUCUGCGCAUAACAUCAUGUUUCUGUGUAAACCGUAAACCUACCUAUUUGAAUAGUUUAGUGGUAUUCGAGUAGUUGUAUUUGUCUAAAGAUAGUUUAUUUAAAACCAAAAUUUUUUUUAUUUUUUUAGAAAUAGGUAUUAUUUAUUAAACUUUCAAUACUGUUGCUACACACCAUGUAGAACUUUAACAAAAUAAUUUUCAGCGUUUUAAUUACUCGUAAAAGCAUAAAUUAAAAUAAUACAUUCGUUCGGGAAUAAUCGAUGUGUAGUAGAUCAAUUUAUACAUCAUAUAUCAACUGCAGACCGCUACACAUUUAAAUGUAUAUAGGUAUUAAAAAAUACAAUGUACCGUAAAUAAUAUUUUAUGUUUUAAAUUAAAUGUUACCCUCAGAUUCGUAUAAACUUGCAAAGUCUGCGAGUUAUCGUUUUCAUUGUAAUUCGAUUACUUUUAGUAUAAUAAUAAUAUUUUUUCCAUACAUUGUUAAAUAUAUACAUAUUCUAAAAAAAAAAUGAUUAAAUUGAACAGUCUACAGUUGUACGGGAUAAUUUAAAAGAAAAAAAUUACAAAUGUUCGUGAUUUUUUCGGUUGUAGGCAGAUAUACCGACAAUUGCUAAGGUACUUAUUUCAAUUUAUUUUCAAAAAAAAGAAAUAAUAUAGUCCAUUGUGUGUUAAUACAUCUAAAAAUGUCUAAACUAAAAACAGACUUAAAAAUAAUAUUCUGAGAUCGAAUUCAAUUGAAAUCACAGUAUAAAAAAAAAUAUAUUGCAUGCACCAGAAAAUAAUUAUUUAUCCGUACGUAUAUUAGAUACUUGCGGCUGUUAUAUCGCGAUUUAUAUAAUAUAACAACAAUAAUAUUUUAAAAUAUUAAACCAUCAUAAUAUUAAAAGUACAUGAAGAAACGUACAGAAAAUCCGUGGAAAAAAAUUUGCCGAUUAUAAUAUUAUUACAACACGGUUUUUUUAUUUUACUUCUUAAUUUUUCUUCAUUUUCAUAUUUUUCGAUUUUUGUUAAUAAUGUUUACGAAUCCUUAUUAUUUACACAGUUUUCUUUUGCCUAUUUGACCGUAAUUACAUAGUUUUGUACUACCUACAGAGGCGUUCUCAGGAUUUUUAAUUGAGGGAAAUUGAGGAAAUAUUUUAAAAAGUGAAAAAAGUGAAUGUCUGUGUUUGUACGUUUUAUAUCGUUUUUUUUUUCGAUAUUCUAAUUUUUAAGCCAGUUUCGAUGAUUUUUAAAUUAUAAUAUUACAUAUAUUCGUAACUCGCUUGAAAAUUAAAACAUCGAAAAAAAAACCAACGUACAAAAACAGACAAUGUUAUCCUUUAAAUUUGAUAAUACACAGUAAUAUUAAAACUAACAGCACAAAAUCGACUUCAUAAUAUACAAAAAGUAUAAAUAUACAGACAUUAACCGAUUUUACAACAUCAACUACGGCAUAUGUUUACAAGGUGAUCCAAUUUAAGUGAGUACACUCAUUAUCUCGGAAAGUAUAAAAUUUAUUCGGAAUUUGUUUUAUAGAAUUUAUUUUAAAAAAACAAGCAGCUCUAAAAUGUUGUAUUCAUGUUAUUUUGCGUCACCCUUAUUUUUUUGGAUAAAACCACUACCUAAUACUCUUAUUGUCAAAUGACAACCUAUAUUAAACAUUUCAUAAAUAAUUUUUGAUUUCCGUCAUCUCAUUGGCGAAAAUGUCCGCUUUUAAGUUUGAAUCGGCAAAGUGUUGUGGACAAUCAUAUUUUGUGCAGCGGCACAGCGCGUGACGUGUUAAUAAUGCACCACUACUUUUCCCUGACCGAAACUUAAAAGUAGAAUAUCUCGUCAACGGGUUGACGGAAAUCAAAAAUGUCAACACCAAAAUGUAUAUUAACUAAUACUCCAUCCAUUUGUGAAACUGUCGAUAUAGGUUGCCGUUUGAAAAUCAAAAUUAGGUAGUCGUUUUACCCCGAAAAAUAAUCAUGGAAAAAAAUAACGUAAAUAUAAAAAUUAUAAAGCUGCUUGUUUCUUAAAUGUUCUAUAAAACAAAUUCCCAAAAAAAAAAAAUUAGCAUUUUCCCAGAUAACGAGUGUACCCACUAGAUCACCUUGUAUACAGAGAGACAUUUUCGGCCAAACCGAAAGUACCGUAUCUACCUACUUAGGUGGGUGUAUGCAUAUAUAGUUACAAAUAAUAAUAAUAUUCAAACGCAGGCGAAAUGAUAAUCAAUCUCGAGUGGAUUCCUCCCGACGGCCGUCCCCGCUCGUUCGCCGGGGCGGCCGGUCGAAGGAAACGAACUCGCUCGCAGACGAAAUAACAAAUGAAGUCACUAGAAUAUAUAUAUAUAUAUAUAUAUUAUACACCUAUACAACGAAGAGUGUUCCUAACCUAUAUAAUAACAUUAUAAUAUACAUAAACAUCGCGGGCAUCUACGUCGUCGUCUCCGUAAUAAUAAUAAUAAUAAUAAUAAUAAUAAUGUGGAUGUACACCCUGCAGAAACUGCGUAUAAAAGCCAUCGGCGCGGAAUAAGCCGGAGGACCCGAAACUACCCGGUUAUUAGUACCACCAACCUACUUCUAACUUGCGUGCGGGCAAUAUACACCUACAUGUACGAGUAUUUAGGUGUAGGUGCACGGGUCAACGCGUGUUUCGCAAACGGAUAAAUCCGAGAGGAAAUAAUAAAAAAUACAAAAAAAAAUAUAUAUAAUAUAGGUAUAGAUAAUAACAAUAUACAAGUUCCUGUACUCAUUAGUUAUUAUUACUCGAACGGAAAUCCCUUUAAAAAAACCCCGUGUAGAAUCCGAUCGCGCUUGUUUCUACUCGUAUAUAAAUAGGUAGACGGUAUAGAGGUAAAUGUACACAAUACAGGUGCCUUGUACCUAUUACCACCUUCUACCGAAUUUUUGUCUUAAUGUCAUAUUAUUAUAACUGUUUUACAAUAUACCGCGUGUACGAGUCAUUCCCGGUUUUCAAAAUAGGAUCAUUAGUCUCGCUCCGGGUCCACCCGUCGUCGUCACGCACGAACCCAGGUCUCACAAUACAAUAAUAAUAUAAUAUUACAGUGGCUUAUGACUUCCGCAACUGCAGCGUUCCCUUUUCGGCCGAUAACAUUUCUUCUCGCCGUUCAACGAUUUUUAGAAACAUCUGUGCAAUGGUUAUGUAAUCGAACAAAAAUAAGAUCCAAUAAACUUUCUUUGUACCCCGAGAAACUUAGUUAUUAAUUAUCCAUGCGUGGAUGUGGUAGAUAAAAUACUUAUCAGUGUUGAAAUAUUCAGUUAGCGAAACAUUCUAGACUUUUAAUACUCAAACAAAUGUUUAUUAGCCACGCAUUUUUUUGUUUUUAUAGUCACAAUAGUUUUAAAGUUUUUUCAAAUAAGUCUGAACACCUCCGAGUCCCACGCCACGUCACACCAAUAAAUAUGAACCGGCACAGUUUGUUCAAUAAUUGUCAUGCAUAAUAUGGAUAUAGCUAAAAAAAAAAACCACGUAACCAUAUCAUUAUAUACUAUUUACGCGUGUAGAUCCAAACCAAUAUUUUUAUUGAAAACGAUAUCCAAUAACAGAACGGUUAUUGGAAAAUUAAUAAUUUCUGGCAUUCUCUCAUAGUAUAAUAUGCAAACGGUACAACUACCCUUUUCAAAACAAAUGUAUUCCCAAUUCAUCAAAAUUAUUUUAACUUAUAGGUACUGAAUUUCAAAAAAAUAUACAAAUUGGUAUUUUUUAAGAAAUUGGUUGAUUAUUAUUAUUGUCAUAUGUAUUCGAAUAAUAUACUAAGUACUUACCCACUUUUUUAAAUUCAUUAUAUAGGUAGUCACAAUUAUUUAUAUAUUUUAUUUUUUUGUCCCCAGGCAAUUACAGCUGUCUAGUGGCACAGUUUUACCUCAGCCGAAGCGUGGGUUUUCAUUUAGUCCAGAGCUAUUUGCCGACGAUGCUGAUCGUAGUGAUUUCCUGGGUGUCGUUUUGGAUGGACGUGGACUCAGUGCCAGGCCGGACCACGUUAGGCGUGACGACGCUGCUAGCUGUCGGUUCGCAAUCUUCGGGUACAAUAAUUAAUAUACGAUCUAUAUAUCGACUUCCAUUAUUGAUCAUCGUUGAAACUUAAAAAAAAAAAAUUAUUUCUCAGGCAUCCAAAGCGGUCUGCCCCAAGUGAGUUACGUCAAGGCUAUAGACGUAUGGAUGGGCACUUGCACUGGUAAGGACGUAUUUUUUUUUAUUUUUUUGCUUAUUAAGUAAAUAUUUAAAAAAUCUAAAUAAACGAUCAUUCAGUUUAGGUUAGGUUAGGUUUGGGUUAACCUUCCCCAAAGAAGAAGGACUCACAUAAGUCAAUAUUUAACUUUUUUUUUAUUUCUUAUUUUGCCUUACGCAAUUUGUUCCCAUCAUUUUUUGAUCUAAAUAGCAGAAGUGUAUGUAUACUCUAACGGAUUUUACACUCAAAAUUAAAAUAUUUUAAAUAGAUAUAUCUCUAGCUAUAUGACGUAACUUUUUGUUUGGAAAAAAAGACUUAAGUCUUAUUUAAAUAAUAUGACACUAGAUGAAAAUUACAAAUUUCAAUUAAGAGUAAUUAAACGUUUUUCUUUGGUUGUUAAUUCAAAAAUUGGUGAAUGAAGUGCAGUUUGUAAAUAUAGAAUAUUUGGUCACAAAUUUGAUGGAAAAGGUAGCAAUCUAAAUCUCACUACAUCAAUUAUAAAACCUUUCAAUAACUAUAAAAUGCAAUGAAAAAAAGAAAUGUAAAUACAAGAUACUUUAUUUUGUUUACUCCAGCAGUUAUCGGUUAGAAUUCUUGCAGUAUAGCUAUAAAUUAUUAUACAUUUAAAGGGACAGUAAAUAAUUAAGUUAUCACGACUAAUAUAUUUAUUUUCUAACAAGUUGUAUUUAUUUGAUUAUAAUUAAAUUUUCAAAAAAUUAACUUAGCUUUUAACGUUUUCACUGUAGUAGCUCGUCAGCUUAUAUAUUUUACACAUGUAUAAUAAAAUCUAUGAUCAGAUAAAAUAUAAUUUAUUUAUUGAGAUUGCGUUUGUCGUUAUAGCGUUUGUAUUCUGCGCAUUGCUCGAAUUCACUGUGGUCAACUACAUGUGGCGGAAACUCAGGCCGGAUAUAUUGAAAAACCUUUUAACUGAACCGGUCAACGGUGGCACGGCGAGUUCGAAAUCGUACGAAGAAAAUUUAACAGCGUCGCCGGUCAUACCAGUCAGCGUGGUAAUAACCAUAAUACCAUAUCAUAACCAUAAUAAUACCUAUUAUUAUAUACAUCGCCAUUGUAGAAAUAAUUAUAGCAAACUGCGGGCAACGUAUAAGCAAAGCCUCUAAAUGUAGUUAUAGUCCCAUCGCCGUGUUCAAACAGGUGAAGUGCACACUGUUUUCAUUUAGCUGGUUCGAGGACAUUCAGCGACCAAUCGGUGAUUAUAUCUAAGUAGGUUUGCUAUUACGAUAUCGUCACCACUCCACGUGGUCAGGUUCGAAUCAGACUAUAUUGUAAAACAAUUUUUAUUUUUACCUACUCCGGGCGGUUUCGUAUAACAAAUCGUAGUUUAUUUUCGACAAAAGUCCGACAUGUCGAAUGAUUGGAAAUUUCCGAACGUCUCAAGACGAAAUAAUUUUGCUACUAUCUACUAUGAUGAUAACACGAUAUUUUAACGUGCUAUUUUAAAUCGGCCAAUCAGAAAUCCUAUUUUAACCACCUACUUUCAAACCAGCCAAUGAUAGGAUCAGCGUAUUUGGUCACGACGCUGGGGCUAUAUAGAAGCUUUGGUAAUACACAUACGGGCCUGAUAUGAAUAAUAAUAUAUUUUGUUCGGAAAACAUUAGUGGAAUUUCAUUAUUUCCGUUUUAGACGACGAUAACCGUUAAAAUACCCAAUUUUGCAUAUUUUCUUAAAUUUUCGCCAAAAACAAUUUUUAUUGAUAUUUAAUUUUUUCUACUGAUACUUUUAUUGCCUUGAACAAAAAUCUCUGUAUUAUUAAUGAUUAAAUGUAGGUACUACUCCAAAAAAUAAAAAUUGAAUAUUUUAUUGUUUUUUCUCGAGGAGGAAAAAAAUAAUGUUUACAUUAUUAUUAUUUUGUGUAUGCAUAGGUAUAUAGGUUACAAUGCAUUUCGGAUUAUCAUACUAUAACGAAUAUGAAAAACUUUUAAAAUCCAUCCUCGUAUUUCAAUUUUAUUUUUUAUCUCCCUUCGCUUAAAAAUACACUUUUUUUACGGUUUUUAUUCCUUCGACACUUAAAUAUAUGUAUAUAUAUAGGUAUAAAUAUUAUUUUUUUACGUGUUUUUUUUCGGACUCAAAAGUACAUAUUUUACGUUUUUUUUUUUUUCCAAACACUUAAAAUGCAAAUUUAUUUUACAUAUAACACGUACAUAGGUUGGUAGGUAUACACAUUUCAUGAACAUUUUUCGGACAUCACAGAAUUCAGAUCAUACCGCAGUCACCGCGUAUAUUAUAAAAAAACGACAUGAUGGCAGUGACACGUGAACACGUCAUGUGCCAUAUCAAUUUCUUUUUUUUAAUACCUGUACCAAUAAUAUAUUUUCUGUUGAAUUAGGUGAAAAAAAUUUUGCAACAAGAAUGCGCCUACUCAUCGUCUGUGGAAACCAACACAGUGUUAGCAAGAAAAAUCGACGAAUACUCCAGGCUGCUAUUUCCAGUCGCUUUCAUGGCGUUCAAUGCGCUUUAUUGGCCUUAUUACUUGCAACACUAAAACACGUAUCCCAUUCAAAUCUCUUUUCCCCUUUCCCCUCUCUCCACUAAAAAAAAACACCAAGUUUGUCAUUUUCGGCACUGUCGUCAUCGCGGAAAAAUCAAACCAUUUACAUUAAAAUAUAAGUAUAUAGGUACAUAUAUAUAAAUAUAUACAUAAAUAUACCUGGGUAUAACGAAAAGUUCGCGAUAUGGGGUCUUUGACUUUUUCGGUGAAAACACCUAGGAUGCGGUAUUAUGUUUCAGGUGUAUCUGUCGGCCAUGCGAUCGUAAAUGUAACGCCCCGGUUGCAGGGGGCGGUAUGCCUAAUUCAUACUUCUGAUUUUGCAGAAAUUUCCGAACAAUAAUAAACAAUGCUGUUACUUUACGAGUCAUAUAUAAUAUAAAGGGUGUUGCGGAAAAAGGGUAAUAGUAACCCAUAUUUGAGAUAAUAAUGGUACC
Cinara cedri is the source of this 44940-nucleotide messenger RNA. The record is from the annotation of a GenBank genome assembly. Lineage: Eukaryota; Metazoa; Arthropoda; Insecta; Hemiptera; Aphididae.